Messenger RNA from Cydia fagiglandana, 48263 nucleotides. It is a transcript of the gene Msp300, whose product is annotated as muscle-specific protein 300 kDa. The record is from RefSeq and is a predicted model, not a curated record. The transcript has 53 exons. Gene Ontology annotation, cellular component: cytoplasm; nuclear outer membrane; meiotic nuclear membrane microtubule tethering complex. Gene Ontology annotation, biological process: nuclear migration. NCBI's taxonomy places the organism in Eukaryota, Metazoa, Arthropoda, Insecta, Lepidoptera, Tortricidae. The coding region runs from base 211 to 47799 and encodes 15862 amino acids. Gene Ontology annotation, molecular function: actin filament binding.
CCGCCUCAGUCCAUCGCCGACUGCCGCCCCGACAUUUCCAAACGUAUCGCGGUAACCGUUAACGUAAACGGCAAAAAACUUCCGAACACCGAAGUGAAGUGAAUUGAAAAGUUUGGAUUUUCCAGUGCAGUGCCAGUGUGGUGUUUUGUUGUUAGUUACCGCGAUGCAGAUAUCGGCGUGACACCGGGUUGACAAGAUUCAAUCCGCGAGAUGUCGCAACCGCCGCCGGGACACGGACGCGCGCGCCCCCCGGGCCCUCCGUCCCCCCUCCACUACCGCCCCCCCUCACCAUGGGCCCCAAGCCCACCCCCACUUAUCUCUGGCCCUCGGCAUUCCACAGCCCUGGUGUCACCACCACCAGUUCAGCCGUCACCUAAACCAUUCAGGCCAUUGCAUUCUCCUUUCCGGCCGCACUCUCCAUCUCCGAGCUCACAUUUCUCUAUCUCGCCCUAUCCCAUGUCUCCUACGUUGGGGCAGAGCCCGGAGUAUUAUUACUCGUCUCCGUACGAGCCAGUUCGGGAGUACGAUUACGCGGGAGUCCCGCUGGAGCCGCCUCCGCCCCCUCGGCCGAUGAUAUACGAGGAGGAUGAAGAAAGAGGCCCAUCCACGGCAGAGAUCAUUGCCAGCCAGUCACAGGAAGGCUACGUUGAUGAGAAGCUAGCAGAGUAUCAGCUCACAAUUCAGUUAUUACAAGAUGAACAGGAAAGAGUACAGAAGAAGACAUUCGUUAAUUGGAUCAAUUCACAUUUGUCGAAGCGCAUACCGCCACUGCGCAUCGACGAUUUGAUACAUGAUCUGCGCGAUGGCACCAAACUAUUGGCGCUGCUCGAAGUGCUGUCGGGGGAGAAACUGCCAAUGGAACGCGGUCGCGUCCUACGCCGCCCGCACUUUUUGUCCAAUGCCAACACUGCGUUGAGGUUCCUCGCGGGAAAACGAAUCAAGCUUGUGAACAUCAACGCAGCGGACCUCGUGGACGGCCGACCUGCCGUCGUUCUUGGUCUAAUAUGGACCAUCAUCCUCUACUUCCAGAUCGAGGAGAACAGCCGAGCGCUGGAGUACUUGGGCGGGUCGCGCUGCGCGUCCGUCAUGUCGCAGGAGUCCGGGGCCGCCACCCCGACGCACCGCGCCGAGGACCGCUGGAAGCAGGGCGCCAAGAAGACGCUGCUGCAGUGGGUCGCCAACGCCCUGCCCAAGGAUUCCAACAUUCAUGUAUCAGACUUUGGUCCCUCUUGGCGUGAUGGUGUAGCUUUCCUUGCCAUUAUCGACGCAAUUAAAGCCAACCUGAUCAAUCUCGCCGAGAUGAAGAGGAAGACGAACAGACAGCGCUUGGAACACGCCUUCGACGUAGCUGAGAACGAACUGGGCAUCGCCAGGCUUCUGGAUGCAGAAGAUGUGGAUGUGGAGAAGCCAGAUGAAAGAUCCAUUAUGACUUAUGUGGCACAGUUUUUGCACAAAUAUCCUGAACCCAAGACAACAGGACCGGACGCUGUAGCGGCAGUACAGGAGGAAUACGAAUCUCUUAGAAUGUGGUUGACGGAACGCGUCACCAUCAUUCAAAGGCAAUACGACACGCGAACUCUUUCGCGAAACUACGAGGACUACGUCCGCGCCGAAAACGACAGGCUCGCCCGAGAACCUGUCUACAAGAAACUCGAAAAACUCAUGUACACACAAAGCUUAGUAGCCAUCGCGCCCAAGUCGUGGCGCGAGCUAGUUUCCCUCUGGACAGAACUCGAAAGACUUUACAGAAGAUGGCUCUGGCUUUUGGACUCUGACUUACCCGGGGAUUUCAGAAUGGUCGGUGAAUGGCUGGCCAGAGCUGAAUACCUUUUAUACUUUGACGAAAUACCUACAAGCCUUGACGAAAGAACGGCAGCUAUCAUCAGCGAGAAACUAGAGGAACAUAGCUCGUUCUUCGCCAGUCUUCCUGAAGUUGUUGAUAGGUUUGAAGCCGCGUUAAGAUCCCCUGACGCUUCAAGAAUCCCCGGGGAGAGGCUUCAAGAAAUGAAAGAGCGCUUAGAGACUGUGAGUCGAAGAGCCCCACAAAGAAAAGCUAGAUUAAAAUAUUUAGAACACAAAUGCUGCAUAGUAGCUUUCACAGAACUGACCAAGGCUAAACUAGCCACGUGGACCGGAAAAUACGGCCGCAUUGAUCACGUUCGUGCCUUAUUAGAUGAUUAUGAUAACUUUGUGACAAAGAAUAAGAUUUUCCAAGAGUUUGAUAGAGCGUAUGUUGAUAUAAAAGAAGUAGCGGAAGAGUACAAGAGAGUGUGUCAAGUAGAUAGGACUGAAGCUAAAGAGAUUGAUGCAUUUUUGAGAGAAGUAUCAGAAACGUGGCGUAGGGUGUCCUCAGACGUGAGGUGCGCCCGAAGCGUACUCGAAGAAGUGAUAGCUCAUUGGGACAGGUGGAACACUUUGUCUGAUGACUUUACAACUUGGUUGGACAAGGCGCAACACAUGCUGCGCGUCUCUGAAGACGAAAGAUUGGAAUUCUUCCAAGACCUCACCGUGUGGAAGGAGAAGCACCAACUGCUCGGUGAUGCUGCCGGAUUCCUGGCUGCGACGUCAUCUGAUGACAUCGCGUCAGAAGUCAAGCGGAAGUACAUCGAAAUCACCGAACGAUGGGAGCGCGUAUGGGAAGAAGCCGAGAGGUACGUCCGCGGCGGCGACGCGCUGCGGCACCGGCGCGAGCUGGCGGCGGGCGCGGCCGCGCUGGACUCGUGGCUGCGCGCCGCCGACUCGCUGCUGGCGCGCCAGCCGCGUGCUGCCACACGGGACAUCCAGGCCUACAUCGACCAGCUGCUGCAGCUCAACAGCGAGAUUGAGCACCACGAGGAACUCUUUAAGACCAUAAGCAGGACCUUCCAAAACGCAAUCGCCGAGCUACCCCGCGACGAGGUAGAAGCUAACAUGGCGAAGCUAAAGCAGCAGAAGGAAGCGUUAGUGCGAGUGCGCGCCACCGUGCCAGUCAAGUUGCACCAGUACCGGCAGCUACUCGUCCAGCACGAGUCCCUCGAGACCGGCCAGCGGGAGAUCGGCCAGUGGCUGGACAAGGCGGAAGAGGCGCUGGCCACGACACACCAGACUAGACGUGAAAUCAUAGAAGAGCAGUACGAGAUCCACCGGUCCUUCUUCUCACGGACGACGUACUACCGCUCCAUGCUCGAGAGCAAGAACAAGGUCUUCCAGAACAUCGUGAAGUCGGCCGACGCGGACCGCAGCGCUGACGUCACGGAGCAAGUGCACCUCAUGAGAGAUCUCAAUGACAGAUUUGCGCAUGUGUCCUCGGAAGCGACACGCCGCGAGGCCGAGCUGCAGCGACUCGCCCGCGCUUGGGAAGAGUUUGAGACCAAGAAGCGUUCCGUGGAGGAAUGGGCCUCCCGCGCGGAAGCCCUGUUGGCUGACAACCGAGUCGACUCCAAGCAAGCCGUGGACUUCCAUAAGAGGUUCUUCCAGGGAGCCGAUGAGAGGGCCGUGUCUGAGCUCGUUCGCUCUGGACGGGAGCUUAUAGAGCUGGUCAGCGAAGAAGAGCGGCCGCAAGUAGUCAGCACGGUGGAGACCCUGCAGCGGCGCUGGCGCGAGCUGCUGGCGCGCGCGCCGCCGCACCUCAUGCGCCUCGAGUUCCGCCUCGACGAGGCCGUGUUCUCGCACUGCAUCAAGGACAUCGAGAAGGAGAUCGUCUACGAGGAACAGGCAUACAACCAAAGCGACGACGCAGAUGGCAUUCUCAUCAGGAACGAGGAAUACUUCCGCAACCAAGGCAAGGUGAUGCAGGUGGAACAUUGCCUCCAGAACCUGAAAAAGAUUUCCACCAGUUACACCCAGCAGACGAAUGAUACGUCCCUUGAAGAAGCCUUGAGGAGGUGUGAACAGCAAUGGGAGAGCACCGUCCACAGAGUGGAGAACUUCCGGCAGCAGCUACAGAGGAUCCCGGCCAAGUGGGACGCCUACAGGGAGAAGUUCCGUGAGAUGGAAAGGUGGAUGGACCACGUAGACAAGACUAUGGAUAGCAUUGUCAGAGAAGUUGACUCUGCUGAAGCGUUUGAACGAGAGAAGACUAUAUUCCAGAACAUUUGCCGUGAAGCAGACAGGAAGCGUGAAGACAUGAAGUGGCUUGUACAGACACUGGAUAUGCUGACUAACCAUUGCUCAGAGCUUGAGGCUCAAGAAGAACAAGUCAAACUUGAAAACCUCAUUGCACGAUACAAAAAUCUCAUCCCAACAAUCGAGAUCACAAUGAUCAAGACUGAGACCUACACGAGAUGUUACACUUAUCGCCGUGAGGUUCAUGAAGUGAUCUGUAUUCUUGAAAGCGUGAAAGAACAAGCUAUGAUAGAACCGGAACCCCAAUCCUUGCAACACGUGGAACAGUUGGUUAUGGAACAACAAUCGGCUGUACAGAAGCUCGACCGCCAGCGACCUUCUGUCAUGUCGAUGCUGCAGCGUGGCAAGGAAUUGAUCAAGGACGCGAAUGCACCUGCCUUUGUAAGAGAAGACGUAAGAAAUCUCGAGACCGGUUGGAACGCUGCUUACGAGACAUCCAAUGACCGCCUUCAUAAACUGCGCGAUACGCAGAAGGUGUGGUCCAACUACGAGUAUCAAAAGGAAGAAUUACUGUCUGAUCUUGAUAGGAUAGAAAAUUAUGUCGCUCACCCUGGUUUGGAAUUAGGCGUUACAAACAUUGCCCGUGAGCUUCAAGAAACAAAGACAUUUAAUGCUGAUAUAGAAAGAGCCAAAUCUGAAAAGCUUCCGCAGUUACAGCAAGCUUACGCUCAAUUGCAGUCGCUGACUGCUGACAAACCCAAGCCUGUCAUUGAGAAAGACCUCGAAGCAAUUGGAAUGAAACUGGAUAGAGUGCAAGAUGAAGUUCAAACUAAAGUCGUACAUUUAGAGAAGUUCAACGAAGAAUGGGUAAAGAUAGAACAUAAAUUAGAUCAUGUUCGUGAAUGGAUAAAGAAAGAAAGCCCAGCACUAAUUUCUCAUAUUCGAUCUGAAAACAUUACUCCCGAAGAACGAGUUUUAAAAUCACAAGCAUUGCAGAAAGUAAUUGCUGAAAAACUUGACAUCAUCAAGGAGGUCGCAGACCAAGGAACUAAACUAGCCGUAGAACACAAAGUCCAGGACGCAAACAGGCUAAAAGGAGAAGUUGCCUUGUUAGAAAAAAUGAUGGCUGAUCUUCAGCGUUCAACAGAACAUCAAACCAAAGUUGUAGAACAUGAUUUAGCAAGCUGGCAAAAGUAUCAAAAAGGGGUAGUUGAAAUUAAACCUUGGGUUGAAGAAGCUGAAGCUAAAUUAGGCAGUGUACCUAAACCUUCAACGCUAGCUGAGGCGCAGCAAAUGCAACAACAAUCUAAAGCAUUGCUAACUGAUUGUGACAAACAGUUGAUGAACCUUCAGAUUCUUUCAAGCGUGAGCCAUCAAUUAUCUGGCAAAACAAGUGCUCCCGACGAAGUCGACGCUAUUCACUCAAGAUGGGCGGUAAUUCACGACCAAGCAGAUCAAUGGAACAAUAAAUUAGACAAAUUAGUCACUAAUUGGGAGAACUUUGAACGUGAGGCACAGAAAUUAGAAGCAUGGAUAGAAAAUGGAGAAAAACUUAUAAGUAGUCGAAGUGUUACUAUCGAUUCUCCACAAGUUGAAAAAUUAGACCGUGAAUUGAACAAACUAAAGUCGUUUGGCAAUGAAAUUUCGCAACAGCAAGCUAAAAUUAUUAGUUUGUCUCAGACUUGUGACAAUAUAUGUCACAGCAUACAACCCGAAGGAGCUACUUUGUUAAAAAAUAAUGUAGCUAGUAUUAAACAACGCACAAAUGAUUUGGCCGAAACAGUUCGAGGUCGAGUUAAUGAGCUAUCGGACAAAAUAAUUGUCCGUCAGGAAUUCAUGACCAAAUUGCAUACAUUCGAUAACUGGAUUACUGAUUUUAGGAGAAAGACUGAAAGCUAUGAUCAAAUAGCUGCGGACAAAGUAGAACCUACACUGCAAUCUAUGCAUGUUCUGCUCCAAGAACAUGCCGCAAAAGCUCCAGAAUUUACGGACAUUUACAACGAAAUCAAGAAUAUGACGCUCUCAUCACAUCCUGAUGAAUCGCGUGCUUUGAGCGAAACCUACUCUAACAUCGCAGAGCAUUACCAAAUUAUUGAAAACAAUAUUCAACAAAACAAGAGCGUAUUACAGAAAUGGUCAGACCUCUUGAACUGGUACGAAGAUAAUAAGCAACAACUAGGGCAUAUUCAGUACCAAAUAGAUGGUCCAAAACUCACUCCUGAGAACUACGAAAUAUUACGCCAAGAACUAGUCAACGUGAUAACUAAGAUACCUGAAUGGAAGAGCAACGUUGCUCUAUUAGAUGGACCUUCACGUGUCAAGGUUACAGACCAAAAUUCAGGUAGAAUGAUAUCACCAACGAGUCUUGUUAAGGAAAUUGAAAUGAAAGCGGAUGCUCUGCUCAACCAAGUGACGACGAAGAGAGAUUUGGUUCAAAAGGUAGGAGCUAGGUGGGACAAAUUCAAUGUACAGCAUAAUGCGUUAGCAGAAGUAUUACACAACGUCCAAUCCGUCUUAAAUGAAAUGGCUCAAAAACCGGUACCUCUGACUGAAGCUUCAAUUCAAGAUAUGACUGAAGAACUUGACAAGUUAGAUGCAGAACUUAAGGAUAAACAGUCGGUACGAAAAGAACUAAGAGAAGAAGGGCUACAUUUGAUGCGGGAAGAUCAACCAAAUAUGGGCACUAUUCAAAAUGCCUUGACGGCAGCUGACAAUAACUGGGACCAGAUUGUAAAUUCAGUGCGCGAUACAAAGAACAAAUAUAUACUUCUUUCAUCUACCUUACAGGAGUUGAAAAAUUUUACUGUCGCUUUUGACCGGGAAAUGACAAGAGCAGAUCAACUUUACAGUGAAUGCAAAGAUGCUCCUCAUGAUUACGUGCAAACAGCCCAUGCUUUAGACAAAGCUAAAAAAGCUUAUGAAAUUCUUAGACGGUCCAAAGGAUUGUUGGAUCAAAUGGACCUCAUUAAGCAGUCAGUCCUUAAACAAGCUUCUACUUUAGGUGGUUUUGAUACUAGUCCUUUGGAAGAAGCUUUCUUAAACUCUCAAACUCAAUGGGAGAAAGCGAAUGACGCUAUCAUUAAGCGCAUCCAAGACUUAGAAUCUCAACUCAUUGUAUGGAGGCAAAUUGACGAUACGAAGAACCAAGUUGUUACUUGGUUAAGUGAAACGGGUCAGAACUUAGCUAAUGCUAGUGAUAACUUAGAAAUAAGAUUCGGACACAGCCAUUUGACCAAGUACAAAGAGGAACUUCCAAUAUAUGCUGGCUUGAAAAACAGCAUUAAAGCCAAAUGUGAACAGAUAACCAAUCUCAAUAAAAACAUUCCUGUCAGCCAAGUUUCAUCAAUAGUUGAGUAUUUAGAUAAUGAGUUUGAAGCUUUACAAUCAUUAGCUGAUAACCUCGAGACUGCGGUAUCAUCCUUAGAAACUAAAGAAAACAAAUUAAAAGAUAAUAUUAAGCGAUUGUCAGACAGUGUGAGUAAAAUAAGAGAUGACAUCAUCCAAUGCGAUGAUAUGACAGGCGAUAAUGCGAAAAUUUUGGAUCGUCUUAAGAAGUGUCAGUUAUGCAAAGCUAAAUUACAAGAGUUAAGCGAUGAGAUUGAUAAUGUAGCACAAAACGUCUCGGAAAUGAACGCAAAUUAUCCUGGGUUCUACGAAUCUCUAGUUCCUAAAGAAUUAAGCGGACUACAAAAACGAUUUGAAAGCGUAGUAGUGCAUGCUAACAAAACUGAAACAACGCUUCUAACUUUUUUGCAAAAGCUCUUUACUGACAAGCUUAGUAUGUUCAAUAGAAAUCUUAAAAUCUUAGAUGAUAAAACUAGAUGGUGUAUGCCCGAUGCUGCAAGUGAUAAAUACAAUUUAGAAGUUAAAAACGCAGCACUGGCUGAUGUUGAAAACGGAUUAGUUGAAUGUGUCGCGAAGGUUAAAGAGUUAAAAGAAGCCUGUGACAUAUUACACGUUGUUGCCGAACCAGCUUGCGCUCAAGAAGCCGCUCAGCAAACAGAAAAAGCGAGAAAGAAUCUAGAUGUGCUGACCUCAAACUACGAACAAAUUAAGAGCAAACUAAAAGAGAAUAUUGGAGCUUGGCAAGAUUAUGAAACGUUAUUGGAAAACGUUUCAGAAUGGCUAAAAGAAAAAGAAAAUAGGGUAAGACAAGAAGCAGCUAAUCUGCUUACUCUAGAUGAAAUAGACAGCAAAAUAACUGAUAUUACAGCAUUAAAUAAAGAAAUUAAAGACUACGGUGAACAAGUCGACAAACUAACGGGUAUAGGUGAAAAUAUCAUAGCUCAAAAUACAGACUCACGUGUUUUGCAAUAUAUAAAUCAUUUAGUCACCAGGUAUCAAACUGUUUCCAAAUUUAUGGACAACCACCUUGCCAGGCUUAAAGAUUUGAAAGAAAACAAAGGUAAAUACAAUAAAUCAAUAGCUGAAUUUAAAAAUUGGCUUCAAGAUGCAAAUGCAAAGAUUAAGGACCUAUCAGCUAUGAGUAAACAUGCUAAACCGACUCCGACCGAUCUAGAACAAGUAAAGAAAUUAAACGACAACAAAGAAACUGGCCAAAAACUUUUGAAUAAUGCUAUUGAAUCUGGGGAAGCAUUGUUUAGUGGUAUAACACCUGAGGAUCGGGAAGCAGUUAGGAAUGAACUCAGAUCAUUAAGAGAUUACUUUGAAGAUUCGGCUGAUUCUCUUAAUAACGUCAUUAAAGAUAUUGAGACUACAAUCAACAAACGUUCUUCAUUCGAUGAUACUUUUAACCAAGUUCAAAAAUGGAUUGGAGAUAAAGAGAAGGAACUAGGUGAGUUCAAACUGGGAGCUACCUUACCUGAAAAGAAGGCUCAGCUGCACGCAAAUAAAAUUUUACAUCAAGAGGUAGAGUUACAUCAGUCAAUGCUGACCCAACUGACAGAAAAGAUAAAACUUAUGCCUGAUGAUGAAGCUGAAAAAAGUUUAUCUAAGACCAUUGACAGGUACCAAAACAUGGCUAAAGAGCUUCAAAAUCGAAUUAACAUCUCCGAAUCACAUGUCGCAGAACACGAAAAAUAUGUCCAAAUGUUUGAAGACACUCGUGAUCGCCUCAAUCAUAUAGUAGCUGAAAACAGCAUGCUAAACUAUGGCGUGGUUUCACAAAAAGAUGACGUCGAUUCGAAAAUCGCUGCUAUAGAAAAGGUUACAUCCAAAGCACAACAUAUUGAAACUGAUUUAGAUGGCUUAAAAUCUCAUUUGACUUCCCUUUUAAAGUCUACAAGUUCAAAUGGACAUCCAAUACUCAUAAGCGAAUAUGAACAGCUUAGUGCCACAUGGAAUCAGUUUUCUUCUCAAUGCAAAGCCCAAGAUGAGAAACUCAAAGAAACAUUAAAACAAUGGAAUGAAAGUCAAAAAACCUUAGACGAACUGGAAGAAUGGCUUAAAAUCAAAGAAAAUCAACUGAGAGAUCAAAGCUUAAAGAGUACUCUAGAAGCUAAGAUUGCUCAUUUACAAAAAGUUAAAGAAAUGCAGACUGAGUUAGCUUCACGAAGUGGAGAAUUUUCCGCUUUGGCAAGGUCUAGCAGCACACAAAAUGUUGCCAGCGAAACUGACAUUUCAACAAAAACAUCUAAACUGGCUACAAGAUACCAUACUCUAAACAAUCUUGUUAGUGAAACUAUAUCUAAAUACGAAGUGUUUGUGUCUGAGCAUAAAGAAUUCGAGAAUGAUUACACUGAUAUGGAAAGCUGGCUAAUGGGCAUGCUUGGUGAGCUACAGGAUCUAAAUGAAAUUGUUGGUGAUUAUGCUGUUCUGCAAGAAAAACAGAAUAAAGCUAAAGAGUUAUAUGAAACAAGAAAUAAGAAGACGCCAGCUUUUGAAGAAUUCUUAGGCUUAGGAGAGAAACUUUACACACAUACCAGCCCGGAUGGCAGGGAGGUCAUUCGUCAAAAGAUUCGUAAAAUCAGAACUCUGUGGGAUAGUUUUGGCGAUAGCUUCCAAGAAACUGUCAAUAAAUUAGACCAGUGCCUAUUACAAUUUUCUGAUUUCUCGCUAGCGCAGGAACAACUUACAAAGUGGUUAAAAGACGUUGAGAAAGCUAUGCAGCGUCAUACAGAGUUAAAGGCAUCAUUAGAAGAGAAGAAGGCGCAAUUGCAAAACCAUAAAAUAAUGCACCAGGAAAUCAUGUCUCAUCAACAACUUGUCGAGUCUGUUUGUGAUAAAGCGCAACAAUUGGUUGACCAGACACAUGAUGCGUCACUUAAUGUCUAUUUGCAGUCCAUUAAACAAUUAUUCCAGAACAUUGUUACUAAAUCUCAAAAUCUGCAAGACAAUUUAGAAGACUGUGUCAAGCGGCAUGAGGACUUAGUCCGUUUGAUUCAGCAAUACAAGGAAUGGUUUGGAUCUCAAUCAGAAAAGUUACUUGACAUCGAAAAUGCAGUUGGAGAAAAGCCAGAAAUUGUACGGAAAUUGCAAUCAGCAGUUGCUUUGAAAGACAUUGAGAAGGUAGGUUCGAAGAAGCUUGAUGAAAUACGAGCUAUAUUUUCUUCUGUCAGCAAGAGCACGUCAGAACCGGGCAACGCAGCUAUUAAAGCUGAAAUAGAUAACUUACAUGACCAGUUACGCAAUGCGGUUGAAGGCAUCGUAUCUUCAGAACAGAAGUUGAAACAUACCUUAGAAAUUUGGAAUAAGUUUGAUUCGUCGAUUGAAUCUAUCACAGAAUGGCUUAAAGACAAAGAAUCUAAGUGUCGCGAUCAAAGUUUAUGUUCAACUUUACAAGAAAAAGAAGCCCAGCUUCAAAGAUACGUUGACCUUCGCAACAGUAUUAACUCUAAAGAAAAGGAGAUUGAUACAUUUGUAGAUGACUCGCAUAGUUUGAUACAAUUAAGUGGCGUCGAACGUCUUAAACCUUUGGUCACACAAGUUAGCAGCCGAUAUCAACAACUGCAUGUUAUUUCUAAAGAAAUCGUCAAUCACUGGAGUGAAUUAGUGGCUGAUCAUAAGAAGUAUGUGCAACUACAUAAUGAAUUUGACAGUUGGCUUAGACCUUUAGAGGAACAAGUUUCUCAAAUGGCAGCUAAAGAAGAUAAGCUAACUAUUGAAAGUAGGGGUAAUAAACUACAAGUGUUCUUGUUGGAAAGAGAUAAUGGAGAACAUAAAAUUAGUAUUCUGACUAGUGCUGGUGAUAAGGUAUUGCCUGAAACUGCUGCGAAUGGUAGAGAGAACAUUCGAGUUGAAAUCAGAACACUUAGAGAACGAUGGGACAAACUAAACGAUUCAAUUCUCCAGCAACAAAAGGAAUUCGAAUCCCAAACACUUCAAUGGUCAAGUUAUCAAGAUGUUUUACAGCAGACGUUGUCUUGGCUCGAUGAGAAAGAAAAAAUUGUGGACGCAGAAGAAAAAUCUGUGCUCAAUUCUGCCCAAGAAAUAAAAUCAAAGCUUCUGAAAAAUAAGACAUUACUUCAAGAAAUUUAUUCUCACAAGAGAGUAAUUGAGACAGUUACAGAAAAAGCAAAGAGUGUGGCUGCUUCUUUGCACUCCGGGAAAGGUGAAAACGAUGAAAUGGCUAGCAUCAUAAAAUCCGUGUGGGAUCGCUACAAUGCCCUGACAAGCAGACUGUCUGGAAUUAUUGAUAAACAUGAAAGCAACUUCGAGAUAUACCAACAGUUUACGGAUCAGCAAAAGUCACUACAAGACUAUCAAAAGCAUCUGUGGGAUCGUCUGCACCUGCUAUCAGAUUUUACUGGAAACAAAGCAGCGUUACAAAGUAAAUUAGCCAAAAUACAAGAACUACUGGAUGCUAUUCCAACUGGCAACAAUAAAUUGAAAAUACUGCAAGACUUAAUUGAAAACAAUGGUGCCAAAUUAUCGCCUAGAGGAAAAGAAGGAAUGUCCAGGGAACUGGCAUUACUUAGGGCUGACUUAGAAAAGUUCACUGCCACUGUCCAUGAUGUGAAGCGAGGUAUUGAAGAUAAGAUUCAACAAUGGGUCGAGUUUGACAGCGCCAAUGAUCGCCUUCAACACUGGCUGAGCGACACGGAGAUGAGUCUCAAGACGUACUCUCCCAAAGCAACUUUAGAGGAGAAAUUGGAUCAGCUCAAUAAAUACCAGGACUUAUGUAAAGCGAUUGAUAACCAUGAAACUGAUUUGAGCGCAGUCGCUUCGUUGGGCGAAGCGUUGGACCAAGCUAUUUUAGCUAAUCUAAAGAAAACAGAAAACGAUGUUGACAAACUAUCUGACGAGUUCAGUGAUUUAAUAGAAAACUGCAAUGAUACAAGAAUCACUAUGAACUUGCAACAAAUGACAUCACGAUUCCAAUCAGUGCAAUCAACUGCGAAAGAAUUGGUUAAGAAAUGUGAACAAGCCGUUAACGACCAUAAUGCUUAUCAAGAAAAGUAUAACCAAUGCGCAGAUUGGAUAAAAACAGCACAAUAUUCAUUUGAAGAGUGUAACAAAAAUCUAUCCAACACUCCUGAAGGUAUCAAAGCUAAACGCGAAAGCCUAAACGACUUAUUGAGCCAACGUCGCAAUGCUACUUUACUAGUCAAUAACACCUUUGAGUUGGGAGAGAAACUGUAUCCUUCCACUUCACCAGAGGGCAAAGAAUUGAUAGAACAACAGCUUCAAGACAUGCAACAGGCGAUUGAUAAUUUGUAUGACAGCAUUACAAAGGCGGAACGAGACUUAGAUUCUGAGUUAAACAAGUGGUCAUCGUUUGAAGACAAUUUGAAAACUGUGCAACAAUGGCUCAGUACCGCUGAGAAAAAUCUACCAAAAGAAAUUGAACUCAAAGCUACGUUGGAUGAGAAAAGAAAUCAACUUAAUUUAUACAGGACAUGUCUUCAAGAUGCUAUCGCACAUCAGCAAGAUAUUGCAAACUUAGAAGCAAGGGCACAAAGUCUGCCCGACGUAACUAAAGACAUUACAAAAGAAAUAAGUAUGCUUCAACAACGGCAUAACGCUAUUCUUGCUAGAGCAAAGUCUUUUGUCGAGCAGUAUGAAGCUAUUGUAAACAAUCACCAGCAAUAUACUAAAGCGGUAAUGGAUUUGCAAGAAUGGGUAGAAUCCACUCACAAUACCGUCCAGCUUUGGGGUGAUGUCAACCUUGAACGCGUUGCUUUGAGCAGUAAUUGCGAGAAGCUCAAAUCAUUGCAGCAUACUUUAUCGGAAGAGAAAAACCGUAUAGAUAAAAUACGCAGCCUAGGUGAAAAAGUGUUACCUGGAACCAUAAGCAAUGGUCAGGCGAAUAUAAGAAAUCAAAUUGACGCUUCUCACCAAGAAUGGGAAGGUCUUGUGUCUUUCAUUUCAAAAACAAUAGAGGCUUUGGAGAGUAAGAUACAACAAUGGAAUGAAUAUGAAAACAUGAAAGACCAGUGCUUGGCCUGGAUAAGAAAUACAGAUACGCAAAUUCACGCUGUAGAUCUCAAGGCAACGUUAGCCGAGAAACAAGACCAAUUCAAGAAAUUCCAAGAGUUGCAAGGAGAGGUGAGGGCUAAAGAACUAGAAAUUGACAAUAUCACAGAAAAAGCACAGAACCUUUACACUGGUGUGCUAGGUCCUCGUGGUUCACAAAUAUCAGACUUGUCUGUGAAAUAUCAAGCGUUAUCUCAGAAAGUAAAAGAUCUAACAAACAGAUGGCAGCAAUACGUCAAGACUCACCAAGAAUUUACCAGCAACGUUACCGAAUGUUCUCAAUGGAUUGAAGAACUAAGAGACAAGCUGGACUUCUGUGCUGACUUGAGCUCUUGCUCUCAGGAUGAUUUAGAAACCAAGUUAGUAUUAAUUCAAAACCUUCUACUUGCCAAGGAUGAAGGUUUUACUAAAGUUCAGUCCCUAGUUGAACUUGCUCAAAAUGUUAUGGCGAAUACGGCAUCUUCUGGACAUGAUGCUAUCAACAACUCUCUCGUCACUUUGCAAGAACAAUGGUCAGCUCUUUUGUCCAGAAUGAUAGAGACUAAGAACUUACUCGACGAUUCGGUCACUAAAUGGGCUGGAUUCUUAGAACAAAUACAACUUAUAGAAAAAAGCAACACAUGGAUGGAAAAUAUGCUGGCAGAGUUGACACCAUACGAAUCUUCCAUGUCUGAUAAGAGGACUCAACUUGAAAAACUUAAAGAAGUUGAAGAAAAGGCAAGAUGCGAUCGUCUUGAAGUCGAUACUUUGAAAGCAAAGGCAGCCGAAAUGCUGGCCAGUGGUCAGCAAAAUCAGGUAGCGUCUAAAGCUCAAGAGACACUUAACAAGUUUGACACUUUGUAUGAUAAAAUCAAAAAACUGUUAGCAGAUAGAGAAGAACACUAUAAAGAUCAUAGGUUGUAUAAGGAAGCGCAUGACGAGCUGAUCCAGUGGCUGAGUAGAGCAAGAGAAAAGGUUCCAUCAUUGAAAUCUAAGCCUUUAAGUGAUAAAUUGGCGAUUGAGAACUCGGUUGCCCCUCUAGAUGCUUUAAUUAAUAAACAAGCUCAAGGGGAACUACUGUUGGAACAUUUACAACACACAGGCGAAGUAUUGUUAGCAAGCACUUCUCCAGAAGGACAAACAGUAAUCAAAAAUGAAAUGAAAGCUUUGAAAGAAAGCUUCGAUGACUUAUUUAAUGAAAUUAAGCGACAAAAGAGUCAACUGGAAGAUACUGUGAAUCAGUGGCGUGAAUACAAGGACGAAUAUGAGAGAUUGUCUGAUUGGUUGCAACAGAAGGAAAUCCACAUCAAGAACCACAAACUUGCACUGCUAGGCACAGCCAAAGAAAAGGGCGCCCAAGUGAAUGAAGUGAAAGCGAUUGUGGAUCAGCUGAACAAGGGAAAAGCUGACAUCGAUAAAUUUAAUGCUUCUGCUGCAGGCUUACUAUCAUCGCAUUUAGAUACUUAUGUAAAUAAUCAAUUGAGACAUCUUAACUCCAGAUACCAAGUAUUAGUGAACAUGGCAAAUGAUGUACUCAAGAAAGUUGAAACUAACUAUGAACAACAUCAAAACUAUGACGAUAAUUAUGUCAAGACCAAAAAAUGGAUUGAUGAUGCUUGGGAAAUCACACGAAGCGGGAGUGACACUGGUAGCAACAGCAGUAAAGACGCUCUGCAGAAACGCUUAGAACAAAUUGAAGAUCUGUUAAAACGAAGAGAAGAAGGCCAGAAUUUAGUACAUGCAACUGUAAACAGUGGAGAAAAGGUGUUACGUAACACAAGAUCCGAUGGUAAAGACAAGAUCAAUACACAAUUAAAAGAACUUCAAAAUGAAUGGGACCGUCUUGUUAAGAAAAUGACUACAGCUAAAGUUCACCUCGAGACUGCAAUGCUCCAAUGGGCUGACUACAGUUCCAGCUAUUCUCAACUGCAGCAAUGGAUUUCCGACAGGGAAGCUAAAUUACAAGAAGUGUGUGAGCAAAAAGUCGCCAAGUCCAAGAAAGGCCAAGACCGUCUUGCAGGUCUUACUGCUGGGCUUAGUAUCGGCGAAAGAAAAGCCACGCUUCGUCAAACUAACAAUAUUGUUCAAGAUAUCGUUUCGUUUGAGCCCAUGAUUCAGUCCGUAACUUCUAAGGCUUCAGAACUUAUGCAACAGGCUCCAGCGUCUGAGAUAACCAGCAAGUAUGAAACGCUUACCAAACAAGCUAAAGACUUAUAUGAAAAACAGAAAGAAACUGUCGAACAACAUCAAGCUUUUAUCGAUGCUGGUUCAGACUUUGUCCAAUGGAUUAGAGCUGCUAAGGAAAGGUUAGGAAAGUGUUCUGAUGCUACCGGAGAUAAGGAAUCAUUAAGCAGCAAGAUAUCGCAACUCAAAGUAUUGGAAAGCGAGCUGCCUCAAGGCCAGGCAAAACUACAGAAAGCUCUAGAGCAGGGUGAGAUAUCUUGUGGGCUAGCUGAUGAUGAAGACAGAGAGGAAAUAGAAGAAGAAGUGGCGCUAAUGCAGGAAGAAUACGAUACAUAUGUUGAACAGCUAAAUAAUACUAAAGCAUUAAUAGAAGGAGGUAUCGUAAAAUGGACAGAAUACGAAGAGCAGUACAAGGAAGCCUUAGACUGGUUGUCAAAGACUGAGAAAUUAGUACAAUCGUUCAAUAAACUGCAGAACAACCUGGAACAGAAGAAAGUUGUUCUUGAAGAGUUCCAGGGGCACCUUCAAACACUAUUCGACUGGCAAAUUGAGUUGGAUAAGCUUAACGUGCGCGCUCAAACCUUGUUGGAGACGUGUUCAGACACUAGGGUCUCCAAUGGCAUCACCCAGCUCACCACCAAGUACAACGCCUUACUGUCACUUGCAAAGGAAGUGAUGAAGCGACUUGAAGUACAUUACCAGGAACAUCAACAACAUAAUGCGCUUUAUGGUGAAUGUCAAGAUUGGCUGGACAGAACCAGAGAAAAACUCAAUCAAUGCGCUGAAAUACCGCACACGUUGAGUGAGGUUAACAGCAAACUUAACACUGUAAAACUUUUACGCCAAUCUCUGGAACAGGGUCAAAACAAGUUGAGGUACCUUCUUGAGUUAAAGGAGAAAGUCAUGAUGAACACUGAACAGGCUGGUGCGGCCAAGAUUCAAGAAGAUACUGACAAUUUGAAACAAGAAUUUGAUAAGCUUAUCAAUGAUCUUCAAGAUGUGAGGAACAAGUUGACAAGCAGAGCUUCCCAGUUUGAUGAUAUAUCCAAGAUUCACAAGUUGCUAGUAGAAUGGCUAGAUGAUAUUGACCAAAAAAUACAAUCGGAUGAUUCACUUCUCAAUGAUUUGUCAGAAAAGAAAGCAAAACUGGAAAAAUUCAAGACAUUCAACCGAGACAUAGAGUCUCAUAGCGAUCUGGUGAAGAGGUUGAAAGAAAAGCUGCAAGAAGAUGCCUCACUGAAAUCCAAAGAAAUCGAAGAUUCUUUAAAGCGUUACGAAGACAUAAAGAAGACGGUUAGCGAUAUGAUUUCUAAAUUGGAGGACUAUGUGAACUCCCACAUUCAAUACAAAGAGUCAUACGACAACUUCUACGAUUGGAUACGCAACUGCAAAAUGGAAAUUCAGCAAUGCUCUGACUCUCACGGAGAAAAGGAAGAAGUACAGAAGAAACUUCAAAACGUUAACAAUAUCAUCGGGUCCUUACCUAAAGGGGAAGCCCUUCUCAAGAAAGCUGUGGAACUUAGUGAUGCUGUACUGAAAACAACUGGAAAUGAGGGCAAAGAUAACAUCAAUCAGGAAAUUAAACAAUUAAAGAUCGAAUGGGAGAACUUGCAGCAGAUUUGCAAAGACACUAAGAAGUUACUGGAAAAGUGUCUGUCUGCGUGGUCAGAUUACUUGGAGACUUUCGAUAAGAUGAGCAAGUGGGUGAAAGAGUUCGAUGAUAAACUUAAAUCAGUUCAAAAGAUUGACAAGAUCACUCCUGAACAUCUUGAUAAGUGCCGAGAACUUCUAGCAGAAGCCUUAGGACAUAAACAUGUUUUGGAAGAACUUAACGAUAGGUGCGAAAAUCUCAUGGAGCUCAGCGCCUGCGCUUGGGUUCGUGACAAGACCGUAAACCUGCAGACUGAGUACACAACUCUGUUGACCAAAAUACAAAGUCUAGUGUCAAAUGGCGAGAAGAACUUGUCAGACCAUACAGAAUUCAUUAAGGCUAAAGACGAAUUGCAGCAGUGGUUGGAAACUGCACAUGGAACCGUACAUGAUUCUAUUGGUGUUGGUGACAUAGAUACCACUAAAGAUAAAUUGGAAACUGUCAAACUUGUACAUAACCGUAUGACUGAAGGACACCAUCUCCUAGUCGUGUUACAAGAAGCAUUCAAGAAAGCGCUGAACAACACCCCACCUGAAGAACAAGACGGUCUCCGCAAUGAUGUCAAAGUCCUGCAAGAGAGCUGGGAUCAGUUGAAGAUAGAUUUGAACUCUAUCACGGCUCAGCUUAAGGCUGCUAUUGGCAAAUGGGAGGACUUCGAGGAAUCCAAUAACAAAAUGAAUCAAUGGAUUAAUGAAACUCAGCAAAACUUAGAUAAAGUCCCGCCUACAGGUGGCGAGCUUGGUGAAAUGAAGACUUUGUUAGAAAAAUACAAACAUAUCGAGGAUGAAAUCAAUAACAAGAAACCCGAACUGGAAAGAAUAAAGAGUGAAGCUGCAGAGCUCAGUAGCUGGGCUAAGAAACCUGCAGCUAAAGAAUCUGUCACCGAGCUGGAGAAAAAGUGCAACGCUUUGAAAGCCAAAUGCGCAGCACGCAAGGCCGAGUUGGAAUCUGAAAUUAAGGACUAUAAUCAGUAUCAUCAAUCACUGCAAGACACUGAAAAAUGGUUGCUGCAGAUUUCAUUCCAACUGAUGGCACAUAACUCCUUAUACAUCGCAAAUCGGGAGCAAACAGAGGAACAGCUAGCCCAGCAUGCUGUCCUGUUAGACGACAUCCAAAAGUAUCGCACGACGCUUGACGAUUUAGAAGGAAAAGGACGAGCGCAAAUCGAGCGUUAUGAAGCUAGCACUCCUAAUAUUCGUGAUACUGUUGGGAAACAGUUGAAAAACGUGAAUGACAGCCAUAAGUCUCUGCUCGCGACCGCUUUGCAGAUCGAGCGUCGUCUUAGAGAAGGUCUCGCUAAAUUCAAGGAAUAUGAAGACACGUUGGAAAGUAUUCUAAAUAAUUUGGACGACUGUGAACCAGCUAUUACAGAAUUAGACGUCCCUGUCGACGGAUUAUCCCACGGCCGGGACUUGCUAGACAAAGCUAGGGCUCUGCACAACCGCCUCCAGACGGAGAAGAGCCGGCUGUCGGCGGCCGUGGCGGCGUGCUCGGCGGCGGCGGCGUCCGUGUCGCGUCCCUCGUCGCCCGCUGACUCGGCGCCGCUGCCCAUCCCGCCACGCGAGCUACACGUGCGCGCAAGACUCGAAGACCUAAUCGACCAGACUCAUGUGGCCGAUCUAUCCGCGCCGAACCGUAUCGAUGAAUUACUAAAGAAUGUAGAAGAGCCGGAGUUCGCCGAAAAGCUUGUGGCUUUCGAACAAAAGGUACAAAGCCACCUGGAGACGUUGGCCGAUGCCGUCCAAGGCAUGGAGGAAGCCAUGAAGCAGGUGCUCGAGAUCCAAGAUUGGAUAAAUGUGCACAAGGCGCUGGCCCGCGAUUGGCUGGCCAACCCCUCCAAGCUCCGCCCCGAGGCUGCCAAGCAGGACAUGGCGGCGAUGAACGAUGCGCUGGCGUCGUUGAGCGAGAAGAGAAACAGGCUGCUCACUGAAAUACCAACUGAAGGCUUGGAAGAUGAAAUUAAUCUAGAAGAAGAACUAGACGAACUAGAAGACGCGAUUCUUGAAGCCAUUGCAAGGGAAAAGGACAAUCAGGGCAUUAUCGACGAUUAUCGCAACAAAUGCCAGGAUAUCCACGACUGGUUCGAUUCGGUGCUUAAGAAAAUGUGCUUAGCAGACAAAGGUUCCGGCCUUCCCUGUCCUCAGAAGUUAAGCGCUUUGAAGGAACUUGUAACUGAGUUUGAAAAGUCAGGGAAGGAAAAGGUUGAUGGUAUCAAAGCGGUCGGUUCACAAGUUAUCAACAUUGUUAGUAAUCUGGAAAGCCAACAAGUUGAGGAGCAGAUGAAGUCUGUUGAAAGACGAUACAAUGACAUCGCCAAACGCAUCCAACGUAAGCUCCAAAUGCUCGAAAUUACCUACAAGGCUAUCGAUGGCACGAAGAGUGAAGUAAACGCUCAAAAUGAUUGGAUGCAAAAGGAGAUUGACAAUAUGUUACAUCCAGAACCAUUGGGAUAUGAAAGUAAAUCUGUCAAAGAGAGACAAAAGAAGGUUGCCAAUUUAUUGAAAGAGGCUGAUGGUAAAAAGACCAUAAUCGAUUCUUUAGAAAAGAAGGUAAGCAACAUUCAGUCUGAUCUGGAACCAUCCGAACAGACACAACUAGAAUCAGAAUUGGCUGAACUAUCUUCCAAGCAGAAACAACUAGCAACACUUAUUAAACAAGAAAUAGAAAGACUAGGCCCAUGCCACGAAGAUAGAAGAAAACUUGAAAAUGAUAUAGAAAAAGCUAAAAAUUGGCUUAAGACUAAACUUGCAGAGAUAAAGAAACUUGGUGGUCCAGUGCCACUUGAAACAGCUAAGGUAGAAAAAGAGAUUGCUGUUCAUAAAAAACAUCAAGGUGAGUUGUCUGAUUUCAAUAAUGACACACUGAGUGAAGUCAUACGUCAAGGUAAUGCCGUAUCCAAAGACUGUUCUCCCGAAGAUCGUGUUAAAUUACAAGCAAUUUUAGAUGACUUAAAUAAAUCAUACACAUCUGCUAAGGUAGACAUUGACGAUAAAUUAGCAGCAUUAAACAAACUUAUGCAUGGUAGAAACGAGUUUGAAUCUGAAUUGGCUAAAUGUCAAAGCUGGCUGAAUGAGGCAGAAGUAGCAGCAAAUCCUGAACUUAGAACUUCAAGCCUACAACUAUUAGAAGAACAAUUAGCCAAGUUCGAGAAACUCAGUAAAGAAGCAGAAGAUGUUGAAAAGAAUAUUGGAAAGAUCAAGGAUAAAUCUAAGGAUAUUUUGGACACUCUAUCAGACUCAAAUAAAUUACAGCUAAAAGAACAAGUAAAUGUGUUGUCAGAUAGAUUUGCGAGAAUUAAUGCUAUAAUUAAUGAUAAAAAGAAUAUUCUACACAAACAUAUCAAAGAUUACAAAGAUAUUGCUGCUAAGAUUGCUGCAGCUCUGGAAUUCUUGGCUGAAAUCCAGAACAAACUUAAAGCUUUAAACAAACCAAUCGGAAGCAAAGUUGAAGAUGUUCAACCAAUUAUCCAGGCUUAUGAGUCAAUCUUAGCUGAUCUCAAAAAGAAUAAGGGAAUGUUGAAUGAGUUACAAGGUGGUAACCUGCACGACCUACAGGACAUUUUAACUCAACAAGAUGAUUUGAUGGGCACUAUUGAAGAUCAAAUAUCAAAAUUGAAAGUACUUUUAUUGUUACGAGAACAAUUCUUUGCCCUUAUCAAAGAAAUUAAUGAGUUUAUUGCCAAGUACACUGAUCUCACAUCUGAAAUCGAAAGAUCGAAUGAUUCGUUAGAAGACAAGAUCAAACGAUAUGACGAUAUCAUUGUAAAGAUUCAAGGAUGUGAAGCUUUGUUAGCAACAGCAACUGAUAAAGGUCAACAAAUUGCUGCUGAAGGCACUGUUAUUGAUAGAAAUAAUAUUACAGAACUUUUGCAGUCUCUCAAACAACAGUUGCUAACUUUGAGAAGGAAUGUAGAAUCGAAGCGGCAAGAACACGAAAGAGCAGCUGCUGAACACAAGAAACUGGCAUCUGAUCUGUCUGACAUUUUAGACUGGCUUCAUGACAACGAAGCCGCUGUGCAUUCACGACCUCUACUUAACAGAGACGUGGCCAGCGUAGACAAAAAACUUGCAGAACACGUAAAUCUAGCAAAGAAUAUCCAAACUUAUCUAGACAAGCUCACUAAAAUUACUGACACCAUCAAAACCGACGACGGCGUCCCCGGUUCAUUAUUAGAAAUGGUAUCAGAAGCAAACUCUUUGAAAACAUCGUUACCUGCUGAGCUGGCCAAUCGUGAGAAAUAUCUUCAAGAUAACAAGAAAUAUAGGCAGCAAUAUUUACAAUUGGUCGAGAAACUAAACAUCUGGAUAAACGAAGCAGCUAUUCGUCUAGAUAUGGGCAAAAACGGCACUGAUUUCGAGAAUAUUGAAUCAGAUUUAGAAGAACACAAAUCAUUCUUUAACGCUUCGGAGCCGGAAAUGAAAGACUUAAUAGGAAAGCGUAUGCAAGACAUUGUCGACAAAAUAUGGCCGUCGUUGGCGGCGACGGAACAAGAAGAGCUAUCAAAAGAACACCAAAAACAUAAUCAACUAUUGAAGAAUACUCUGAACUCCGCUAAGAGUCGACAGGCUCAGUUAGAGCAGGACUUGGAGAUUUGGAAGGACUUCUGUCAGUUAGUGGAUAAAAUCAAGGCAAUGUUGGAUAAGAACGAUAUUCAGGACGAGGCCGUGACAACGGUGGACGCGCUGAGACUUCAUCUUGAAAAGCUGAAUCACGCCAGAAAUGAUCUUGAGAACCAGCAGCCGCUCUUGGACGUUGUCCGGGAGCGUGCGCGCGAGCUCUGCUCCGGCGCGGACGCCGCCAGCGGCGAGCGCGUCGAGCAGCGCACGCGCGAACUGGCCGACCGGUGGAACGUCUCCUGUGAAGGUCUCGCUAAGCGCGCUGCGACAGCUGAGAACCAGCUCCAACGCUGGAGUCAGCUCUUGGAAGUGCAGCGGAGCUUGGCAGCGGGCGUGACCGCGGCAUCCGACCGGUUGCGGCAGCUCGACUUAAGCCCCAGCACGAGGCGGAAGGCUGUGGACACGAGACAUGCGUUACAGGAGCUACAAAGUGAAGUGGCAGGGCUCGAGGACACUAGGGACGAGCUAUUGGAACACGCGGACUUUGUCGUGGCGUUGCUGAAGCCACACUCGAAGGAAGCGGCCGAGGACACCGACAGAUCUGUCAAGGAGCUCGUAGACACUUAUGAGAAAUUGCGACAGACUCUAGCGGCGAAGCUCGCCGAAAUCGACGAAGUAGUGUCCGAAUUCGACCGCGUGUCCGAGAAGAUAGACGCCUUCCGACAGCGAAUAGAAGUGUGCAUCGCGAAGGUCAAGACUUUCUACGCGUUCGGAGAAGACGACGAGAGUGGACUCCGCUCUCUGACCAAGGAAGUCUCCGAUCUCGCGGAGGCCACGAAGAGUUUUACGGACGAGAGCAGAAAGCGCUACGGCGGCUCCGCCCCUGCGGACGUUUCGCAGGAGCUGUCCUCUCUCGAGCUGUCUGCAGAAGCGCUGACUGCGGCCAUGGAGGAGAAGGAGCGGGAAUGGAAGCGUGCGCGCACGGCGCGCUCCGAGUACACGGCUGACGUCGAGGACGUCCAGGCCUGGGUCCGUGCCGCCGAGCUCACGGCUCGCGACCGCGCGCUGCCGCCCGAGCCCUACCGCGAGCGCCUAGUGGCCACUCGCGCCGAAGUGCCAAGUGUCACAGACCGUAUGGAGCGGCUGACGCGCAAUGCGCGCGCUAUCGUAGAGGGUUCUCGCGACGCCGCCGAGCGGCAGCUGGUGUCGUCGACGGUGAGCGCGCUGGCCGAGCAGCUCGCGGCGGUCACCAGCGAGCUGGAGGCGCGACAGGCGGCGGUCGAGGACGCUUGCGACGCGGUGGCCCGCGUCCUGGCGCUACUCGAGCGCGUCCUGCUGUGGGUCGAGACGCAGCGCGCCUUCCUCGCGCGCCCGCUGCCCCUCGCUGACCUCGCUGAGGCUCAACAAAAACAGACUGAAUAUGGAAAUGCACUCAAGAGUUGUAAACAGCAAACAAAGAAUUUAGCAGAUAUGACUAAGGAAAUAGAAGCCAUUGAACGCGUCACGAGUUCAGGGGAUUUGCCCGGUAGACUUGAGGCGGCGGAAAAUGCAACCAUAGACGUUGAAAAGCGAUUAGCAAAGACCAAUGGUUUAUUACAAGAACUUGCGGAAGAAUGGGAGAGAUGCGAAAAGAAGCUUAAAGAUGUCGGCCACUGGUUGGAAGCUACGACGCGAGCGCUCGAAGCGCCACAGAAUGCUAAGAAACCCCUGAGGGACCGGCUGGCACUCAGAGAGAAACUUAUAAACGACAUCUCCACACAGAAAACGAAGAUUUCGUACGCCGUUGAGAAACUCAACGUACACUUCGGACCGGACGGCGUGGCGGCGCAGUCGGCGGGCCCGGAGGGCGUGACGGAAGCGGCGCGCGCGCUCAACAGCUCCCUGGACGCGCUGGGCGCCAGCACCAGCACGCAGGCGGCGGCGCUGUCCGCGGCGCUGCAGCAGGUGGAGGCGUACUGCGCCGACGUGGCGCGGCUGCGCGCGCAACUGCUCGAUGCCGAGCAGCAGCUGCGGCACGCGGCGCAGCCUAACUACAGCCCACGCGACCCCGAGCGCGCGCAGAGACAACAACAGGAGGUCACCCGGCGUAUCGAUGAGCUGACUCGGGCUAUCUACGGCCUGGACCCGUACUUCGUGAUGUCCGCGAUGCCCGCGGACGAGGCGGCGCGCACGCUGGCCGCGCUCGUGGCCUCCGCCGACAGCGCCCGCGCGCGGCGCGCGCGCUCGCCCGACCGCCGCGCCCGCGCCCUGGCCGUGCCCGAGCCGCCGCGCGGCCGCAGCCCCGCCUGGGUGCUCGGAGGGACCACCUACGCUGAGAUAGUCCGCGGACAGGGCUCCAGAUCCAGCUCCGUCUGUUCCCAGAGAAACCCGAGCACCCAGAGGCACUAUGAGAUACUUAAUGUCGAAGAACCCCGCAUCGGUUCCUCCGCAUCUCACGGCGAAUACAGUGAAAUAAGUGCACGGUGUGAACAUACAGAAUACGAUAGUGCUCGGUCCAGUGAGACCCGCGUGUAUGAAUGUGAAAGUGAACCUGUUAGGGUAGAAAUUUGUCGGGACGAAUUUGUACCAUAUACUGAGGAAGACUUUCAUGUAAACAAAACUAUGGACUAUAAGGUUCAGGAACCCGUUCAUGUGGCACAGGUUGUGGAAACCGUGGAGGAACUCCCGGUGCCAUCUUUAGAAAUAAUUCAGCCUGACUAUCAGGAAAAGGAGCGCAGUCCUGAUAGUCGAAGUCGAUCUCAGGAGUUAUCUUAUGCGGAAAUUCUAGCUCUAGGAUUACGUAGACAACCUAAAACACAAACAAUUGUAUCUCUUCCGAAACCACAGGUCGCGCAAGUUGAUAUAGUAACGGAUGUUACAAAAGAUGUGGAAACUCGGAUAAUCCAAAAAGACCGUAUUGAUAAUUUGAAGCUGAAACCAGAGAAGCCAGAGCGAUCGCAACGUAGCCGCUCCAGGGACAUGCCGAGACAAAGGCGAGCUCCCGAAAAAAGGCAGACUAAAGCUCACGAGACUCAAGUGCAGAAAAAGAAAAAAGCCAGUAAAAAAGUAAUAGAAGUUGAUGACUUUGAUGACGCUGAUAAUGAUGACAUGCCAACCUCCGUUGAAAUUAAAGUAGAAAAACCGGAGGGUUUAAGAAAAGAAGUCACUAAAAAAGUGCAACACAGCGCCACUGUUGUGGAAACUGUUACUGAAGUGGUUUUAACUGAAGUUGUGCAAGAAGAACCUAUUGAUAUUGAGCAUAAAAAAAUAAAAAAGAAGAAGCCAAAGAAAUACAAGAUUGAUGAGGAUGAAAUUGAAAAAGCGCUUAAGGAAAUCGAAAGUCUUGAUAAACACAAAAAAAAGAAAAUAAAGGAUCUUCAUGAAAAGACCGAACCUGAAUUUUCGUUUGAAAAUCAAGUUAUCAAGGACAAAACUCUUGAAAUUCAAGUUUUACCGCAAGAGGGUUCGACAGAAAAGCCCAAGUCUAAGAAGAAUAAGCACAGAGUUAUGGUCACAGAUUUUAUAACUAUAGAAUCACAGAUAAAAGAACCAGAACCAGUAAUGCAACAUCAAAAGAUAACUGAAACGCUAGAAAAGAAUAAAGUAGUAACUGAUAUCUCAGACAAGACUAACCAGCAAGUCAAGAAUGAACCAGAAAACAAAAAGUCUAAAAAUAAAAAGAAGAAACUCAAGGAAGAAACACACAAUGAACAAUCACAGACUGUUGACAAUACUUUCAAUGUCUCGCAUUUGGAAGAUACAAAAAAUAUAACUGAGACUGUAUCGAAGGGUGAUAUAUUUGAUAUUAGUGAUUCUAAUGAAAGUGGUGCUAAAUACGAGAAGCCGACUAAAAAGUUGCACGGUGCAGAAACAUCAUCAUUUGAAAUGUCUAGUGACUUGGAAAUAACAUUAUUAACAACCGAAACAUCGCCGGCUAGUGAAUUUGUAGACAGUUCAGAAAUAAAAGAUAAAUAUAUAGAGCAAUCAUCUUUUAAUGAAACGAUACGCGACCAAGAACAUAUGUCUGAAAAAAAUACUAAAGCAAAGGUUGCUGAAGUGGAAAUCCCCAAAGAGAAAUCUAAGAAAAAGAAAGAGAAAAAAGGUAGUUCUAAAACUCAAGAUCAAGCUCUAAACUUGACAGAAAUGAAAACUAGAACUGAUUUCGAAACGCAUAUUGAAACAGCCAUCCAAGAUAAUACCCGAGAAGGGUCAAAUAUCCCUACAAAAAUAGAUGAUCAUAUAUCUCAAAAUAAAACAGUUAAGAGUGAAUCUUCUGAAAUAGUAGACGUGAUUCUUGAAAUAGGACAAGUUAAAAAGGAAAAGGAACAAACAGGACACGAUAGUGAAAUAUGCAGUCUAAACCGGGAGAAUCCAGAAACAGUUAUCAAUGAAGCUACUCCAAUUCAGCAAGAGGAGACAAAUAAAUCUGCCAAGGGUAAAUCCAAGUCUAAGAAGACAAAACAUUUAGAUAAUGAACCAGAAAAAGUUUCUGAAACAAAAAAUUUAGAAGUUUUGGAUGAAACUGACAACACUAUGGAGAAACAAACCACAACCGGUAAACAUAUUGCUAGCUCAGGUACUAAAGGCAAGUCAAAAAGUAAAAGAUCUAAGCAAGUGGAAAACCCGACUGAGACCCAAGUUUUGAUAGAAAAUGAAGACAAGCCCAUUGGACAAACUGAUGAAGAGCAGUUCGAAGUAGUGAAGAGCCAUAAAAAGAAACCUAAAUCUAAAAAGCCGAAAGUAGUAGACGAUGAAAUAGAACGAGCUUUGAAAGAGAUUGAAGAGUCACAGGCAUCAAAGAAAAAAGAAAAGUUUGCUGAAAAAAUACCAAAGAAAAAUCAACGUUCUGAGACAGAAUCUCGCAAGACUGAAUGCAAUGUAGAUAUUAUGCAUGAAGUAUCCGAAGUAAAAGAAAACCUUAUUACAAUGGAUUGGAAUACUCUGAUGGCUGAGGAAGAAUCAGUUCCUCUAGAAAUUAUCAAACAACCAGAAAUACUAGAAACAACUCGACAGGUAGCCACUGAAGUGACUAUACUUGAUUCUAACGCUAUACUGAAGGAAGAUUUUAAAAAUAUUUCUAGAGAUAAUAUACAUGAUGUCAGUUCCGAAAGUACUUCUAACGAAACGAAGUUACCCAAAGAUUCGGUUAUUACUAUAGUUGACAUUAAAAAUAAAGAACAAGAAACGGCAUCAAAUCCUGCCAGCGAACAAAAUAAUAACGAUAAAAAUUUCAAUACAGAAUCUCUUAAAGAUACUGUAUUAGUUGAAGAAACUACUAUCGAACCAGUAAUUGAAGAUGUAAAGACUACAACGAUAUACCUCAUAACUCACGAAGAAAAGAAACUACCUCCCAUCAGGACAGUCAAAGUGUUUAGCAGUAAAAGCAAUUCUUUGGAAGAAUCGGAAAAUAUUGAAGAAUCAACUGCAAGUGCAAUCACUGAUAAUCAAGAUAAUUAUGAUAAAAUCACUACUGAAGAGGAGAGAGCCGAAACAGAACGACUAGUAGGGCAAAAUGUCCAUGAUUUAAGUAUAACGCAAGAUAGACCAGAUAUUGUCGUCAGUAACAUAACAAGUAGCUAUACACAAGCCACAGCGGAAAAUAUUGACAUACACACUAUUUCGAAAGAGAUUGACAAGUCUUCCGUAAAGACAUUUGAAGAAGCCGACUCUUCUAAUAUCGCUAAUAGUAACAGCAGUGUAGAUAUUUUGAUAAAGGACUUCCAAGAACCCCAUCUAGAAAAAGCUGAUAAAUCGCUACCUUCCGGUCAUGUACCAGAAACUUCAGCCAAUGCAAUUACAAAAACCGAGGUCGUAACUGUUUCUGAAUUUCAAACUAACGUCAAACGCGAAGAAACCAAUAAGGCCGACUACAAAGAGAUACACAAAGCUGACUCUUUAGAAACGGGACACGAGAUAACCGUUUCUGAAGUAGCAGCAGAAGAUCAAAAUACAAAUGAGGUCGAAGAAGCCAUAUUUGGUUCGGUAAAACACCGUAAUAAAACUGUUAAAAAUGAAAUUCAAAACUCUUCUAUUCCUUAUGAGGCACUUGAAGAGAUCAAAACCUAUUCAUUAGAGUUAGAUUUUGAUCAGAUAGAUUAUAAUUAUUAUCAGUAUGUACUUAAAGAACAUGAAGAUAAAGAAAAAAUGGCUGAAGUUAAUUUAUUGACUGCACCAGAAGUAGUCAAGAACAUAGUACCGAAAGAAUCAAGUAAAUCAGUCGAAACUACUGACAUUUGUACAGAAGUCCUGCGUCAGCUCAGAGAAGAAACUCCUAAGUAUAGUUAUCAUGAGAUUAAUGCUGCCGAAGCCUUGCUGGCUUCCCUCCCUACUGGAACAACUCUGCAAUCUAUACCAACUAAAGAAAACAAGACCGUCAUUGAACCAGAAAAUGAAACAUUAUUAAAUUUACAAACGGUUGCCGAACCUACUGUUUCAAAUGAUAACAACGAAGUUACAAGUAUCGAAAACUUGGGUGCUCAAGAACCGUAUCCGCAUGUGGAUGCUCUUAAGUACCUUAGUCACGAAGUGCGUCCGCAAAGUUAUCACGAACUUGUGGAUGCGGAAAGUAUAUAUGCGUUGACUAAAGAAUGUCGUCAAUCUCCUGCUAAGCAGGUAACCUUCGAAGAAUUGCCUAAGCAUACCCCUGAUGUUGAAACAUUCGAAAAAUUGACGUUGUCUGAAGCCCAAUCUACAAACGUAUCAAUUAAAGAAGACGCCAAAGAACUGACCCCGAGUUUAAUGAAUAUAGUCUGUGAACAAACACGCCACAACUACCAUGAAAUUAAAGACGCUGAAUACUUAUUAGCUAUCGCGAGGACUGUUGAAGAUGGUAAACAAGUUGCGUCUACUAAUAAUGUGGAAUCCAUCAAAAUACAAGAGAAAACAGUUUCAACAAAUGAUGAAGAACUCAUCGAAACACCUUCAGAUGAAGACAAAUAUAUUGAUGCUGCAAUUUCCGAAACAAGUUUAGAGCAUGUUCAAUCUGUGCCUGUGACCAAUGGACUGAAAGAAGUAACCACUGCGACCAACCGUCAAAUAAAUAUAAAUAAAUUACGUUUCCAUGAAUUGCCUAGAUUUAAUUAUCAAGACAUCUAUGACGCGGAAAAAUUAUAUGCGAUUGUAACAACAAGCCGUUGUCAUGAAGAAAUCGCUGGAGCAGACAUAAUUCAAUCGCAGGAACGUAGUCGCGUUAAUACACAGACGUCGGACGAGAUAGUCCCAAAUAUGGAUGAAAGUUUUAUAAUAUUAAAAGAAAAAGAUAAUGUAAUAAUACCAGAAAAAGAAAUAAAAGCCGAUGAAAUAAUAAAUGAAGUUACCAAUUUAAUUGACGAUGCAAUUGAUAAUUCUGCCAAAGAUACAGAAGCUAGACCUGCGGGCAGCUUGGGUUUAGUUUUAGACUCAUUGCGAUAUAGUUAUCAUGAAAUUCAAGAUGCAGAACAGAAACUGGCUGUUCUUAUCACUGAAAAAGAAAAUAAAACCUUAGCGGAAAUCCUAGAAGAUGAUAGUACCAUACAAACAAUCGAAAUUCAAGCUGAAAAAGCAAAUAAGCAAGAUCUUUCUGGAGCCGAGUCAAAGGCUGCAGAACCUCAAAGCUCUACGUCUACCAUAUCAGAUACUACUGAGUCUUGUCUUCCAAAUAAAGAUGCACCAUUUGAUAAAAAUGACGAAGAAAAGCAAUCCGACUAUAUAAUACCUGAAGAAGAACUGAAGCAUACCUUAGUUUCUAUGAUAUUUAAAGAUAAAACAUUUGUUGAAAAUUCUUUAAAAGCUGCAGAAGCGAUGAAAGUUAGUGACAUUGAAGGUGUUUCUCAAACGAUUAUCGAACGUGAUAGUAGUGAUAUCAGAUCAAGCGACGUCGCUGAAAAAGACGAUACUUGCAAUGCAGACGAGGAAAUUGAUGAUGAAUUAGAUUUCGUCAUAGUAAGCAACAACGAUGUGAUUCAAGAAAAACCUUUAGAUUCAACAAUUAACAUUAUUCAUACCAUUGAUGAACCAGUGUGCACCGGUAUUUCUCAAGUCGGUACUAUUAUAACAUCCAACCUGAGUGAGAAACCUGCCGAAAAACCAUCGUUAGAACAUGUACCUACGAUAAUCGAAGAAGGCAAUCUAGAAGUAGUAAAUACACCACCAUGCACGUUUAACUAUUCUCGUGAGUUUAUUCAACGUGGAAUACAAUCAGCCUUCGAUGAUGCAACUGAAAAAUGUACUGAAGCUGAUACGCAAUCUGUUACUACGGACCAAAGUGUUCUCAAAUCUAUAGAUUCAGACAUUUCUGUUCAAUUAGACCAAAAUAUUAUAUCACAUAAGGGUACUGACAUUAAACCCGUUAUUCCGGAACUAAGUGAUUUCGUUAAUGUAACAAAAUCUAAAUCAACUACUGAACAAAUAGUUUUACCACAUCCAGAUUCCGAAAUUAGAACCGAAGUGAAAUCUCCCAUUCAUAGCUUGCAAGAUUUACUCCCUUCUAUAGACUCUAUUCCCGAAUUUAAACCUUCAUAUCCCGUAGUAAUUUCAAACUUAUCAGCUGAUGCUCCUGAGUUUACACCUUCUUACAUGUACAAAUCGGUAGAAUCAGCGUCAGAAAUAAUAACUCCUUUUGGUAUUGACCAACAAAAACAAUUUCCGGAAUUACAUGGAACUAGAGACAUAUCAUUUACUCCUGAAACAGACACUGAAGGGAAAACUUCUUAUUCAACCAUUUUACAGACUAAGAAGGAAAAAGAAUCUCUGUCUGGAAGGGACAUAUCAGACACUGCCGACAUACCAUCUAAGGAAACUCCGAAUGAAACUGAUAAAGUAACGGAAGAAGACUCGCAAGCUGUAUCUAAACGACACAAAAAGAAGAAAAAGAAGGAAGAUAAGCGAGAAAAAAUUGUUGAACAGCCUACGCAUUUUAAUACCGAAUUUAAAGAUGCUGAACCAAAAACCGUUACUGAACCGAUAAAUGUUUGGGCUAAAAGUAGUGAGGAUGGCAAAUCAUAUGCUGAAGUAGUGGCAGAAGGGUUGCAUGAAAAUAUAGACAGUAAUUUGACUAAACAACAAGAAUCACAGCUUACAUACGAAUAUCAUGUGAAGCAUGACGUGAAAUCCGGCGCACAAGAGGAAAUUAAAAUGACACCGGAUACACAGAUGGUAGACUCUAAUGAAAGUACUUGGGCAAAAAUAGUUGCGAUCCAUCAUUCUUCUCCUGAAAGAGUCGAAGAAGUACCGCACAAAGAAACUUUCAAAGAAAUUCUUGUACACAGACCACCACUGAUAUUAGUAGACGAAAGUAGUUCCGAAUGUAAACCUGAAGCACCUGUUGAUACAGAAGGUUUUAUCACUGUUGAGAAAAGGAGUCGCUCUAGGUCUAGAUCAAGAGAUAACAGGUCUCGAUCAAAAUCAAAUGUAACACUUUCGAAUGAAAAACGUGAAAAUUCUGAAAAUAGGUUUGAUGCUCUACCCAUUCUUAAACCAAUAGAACCAGCGGUCACUAGUCCUAAUGAAGAGGAAGAGACGAUUAUGGAGAAAGAUGAAGAUAAGAAAACAUUGGUGAAAGUUGAAAAACCUAAGAAAAAUAGAAGUCGGUCAGGAAAGUCUAAAGAAAAAGAAAUUAAUGUGCAAUCAACAAUAUCUGACGUCACUCAUACAUAUGUAGAAGAUGAACAGCCAAAGAAAGAUAAAAAGAAAAGGUCAAAUAAAUCCAAAGAUACCGUAAAAUCAGAAGAUAUAUCUAAACCUAAAGAAGAAGUCCAUGAAAAGUAUGUAGAGCCUAAAAAUGAAACGGAAGUAAAAUCACCUCAAUCAGAAGAAAUUGAAGAUAAAAAGAAAAAUAAGAAAAAGAAAAAAGAUAAACGGUCUUCACCUGUUAGGGAAUGCAUUAAAUCAAAACCUUUAGAGGAAAUAAAGGUGGAAGAAAAACCAAAACACAUCGUUGAUAAGUUAGUUACUCAAACUUCAAUGUCCAGCCCCGAAUCUAUUCACACACCUAUCAAAGACAGGUUUUAUAACGAAGCUCAAUACUGGAAAAAUGAUCCAAGUGGCAUAGAGGAAGUUCUUACCGUAGAAAUAAGUCCUACAAAAGAAAUAACUUCUAUUACUACUGAAACUAAAGACAUUCAAUCUGUUAAUACUCCUGAAAAAACAGGAACGGACAAUAUACAAAAACAUAAAACUGAGCAGACAAAAAUGAGCGUAGAAACUAGCAGCACAGAGACAAAAUUAACGGAAGAAUUGUCGCUUGAAAGUAAAAUGGCUGACUUGCAAAGAGAAAUUGAAGAAAUGCUAGAACCUGAAGAUUCUUCGCUAGUGAGCGAUGACACGCCAAAAGAAUUAAUUAGCUCUGCUAGUUCUGAAUCUCAAAAUGAUGUUAUAGAUAAUAUUACCCCUUUAUUAGCGUCUCCUGAAUCUGAGGCUGAGAUUGCAAUUACUGAAGAGGAGCCACCCCCAAAUUCUAAAGAUACAAAAUCUAAAGAAGAAGUAACACUUGGCGAAAAGCAUAUAAGCGUCAGCAUGAUCGAUGCAUUGCUAGAAGAUGAACCAGCAAAUAUAGAGCAUCCACAGGAUGAAAUCCAAACAAUUAGUAGUGAUUUCAUAGUCAAUAAGGAAUUUGAACAAGAUAAAGAGAAGGAAAAAGUAGUUGAAUCAAUCGAUGAACUUGAAAGUAUGACUGUGGAGAAAACUGUUCAAGAUAAUGUCAACAAUAGCGUAUCGGCUGAAAUGUUUGAAAAACCGCUAGAAGCUGUAGAAAUAACAGACCUUUCUAACCCUGCUCAUGACGUCAUUACUAACUUAUCUAAUAUAAAAGUAGACAAUUUCUGGGUGGAUAAAUCUGCGAUAAAUGACGCUGAAAAUCUCCUUAUCAAACAGAAUCAAAUUGAAACUCCAGAAGUUGUCUCACUUAAUAAAACUAAACGCGAUAGCCUACAAAAAAACAUAGUUAUUGAUAAUUCGUUUUGGAUCGAGAAACCUAUGUACCAUGACGCGGAAUGCCAAUAUUUUCUAUCAAUUGCUAAGAAAACAAAAACACUUCCUACUUCCAAAGUAGAAAUACAGGCAAAUGAUCAGAACGAUAAAGAUAAGGAUCCUAGCGGCAGUUCGGGCCAUACGUCCGAUGCGGACGAGACUAAAGACCCUUGUGGUUCACCUUUUGAUUCGAAUUAUAUUUCAAUGGAUUUGCCCGGCGGAAUAUGCAGUUGGAAAGACCAAAGUUCAUACUUGAGCGUAGAAACGCCAAUAGACUCUAUUAUUAGCGAUGACCGCUUAGGCGACAUCCAAGAGGAUAUACUAACAGCCCUACCCUUAGAACCAGUUCCUCCCCCACCCUCACAGGAGCCGGCGGCAGAGGCAGCCCGGAGGACACCUAAGGAUGACUUGUCUAAUGAUAUUGAAAGUCUACUAGAAGAAGUAAAGAAUGUACAAGCCCGCCUCUCGGAUCUGCCCGAUGAAAGUCUCGGAGCCAUGGAGGAAGGUCUGAGGGAGGGCAUUUCCGUUCUCAGCAAGUGUGAUGAGGCGGCGGAACUUCUGGAGAGUAAAAUGAUGGAGUAUCGACAAGAGGCUGAGAUCCAAAGCCUGAGCCGUGAAGUGGUAGUCAUCAGGGCCAGGAUAUCUAAAUUGCUGCUUCAGGCGAGGCAGGGACUUGAUAUCAUCGAGGUAAGAAAGGACGCUAAAGUAGAGGUGGCCCGUCAAGCCAAGGAAAUGGAAGACCAGAAAGUAAAGAUUGCUCAACUGGAUAAAUGGCUUGAAAGGAUAGACCAUGAACUGAAGGAGUCUACUAAGUCCGAAAUAUUAACCGAAGAAGAUAUUAUAAAAUAUAUUGAAAUCUACGAAAAAUACAUUAGGGAAUAUGAAGAGUACGAAGUUAUAUUAAAGUCUAUUACUAUAAUUGGUCUUGAUAAAUCUAGUCAGUCAGUGAAUGAAAAGCUUAAAGCUACGCAACAAUCGUUAGUGGAAACGAAGAAUCUAGUCAUUGUAGAGAUAGAACGGUUAAGGCAGGUAUUACUACAGAUGAGAUCUGUGGCUGAGGUGGUAGAAGAGGAUAUAUCUCAAACGGAUAGGACGAUCGACUCAACAUCUAUGCCUGAAGAAAUUGUUUCUCCUAGAGAAAGCGAAAUUGUUAAACAAGAAGUGAGUGAGGUCCCAAGUGAGAAGUCUAGUGAAAAGAAAUUGAGUGAGAAAAAAUCAAGUAAAAAGAAGUCUACUAAAAAAGGAGAGAAAGACAAAGUCGUUGUAACAGAAGAAAAACCAACUCACACGAUUGAGACCCAAACAGGGCAAAGUCUCAGAUCGGAAUCCCCGCCAGUUACAGAUAAAUCCAUCAUGUGUGAGCCAGAAAAGAAAACGACACAGGAUGCUUCCAUUACCUGUGCCCCACCAAUGGACGUUGAAAUCCAAACAAGUGAGCCACUCUCAGAGAAAAAAGAAAUCCUAGAGAAUAUUCAAGUAAGGCAAACUGUUACUGGUGGCCAUGAAAUAUUUGAAAUCGCUACUCGCCCUGUUGCUAGAAACCAGCAAAUUGAUGAGCAAUCAUUGCUUGUUGACGCUAAUUACAAAGAUGAUAGUCAAGGUAAAGAUUCACAUCUAAAUAUAACACACACCUUACCUCAGUCAUUUGAAACUGUCAUGGUCGAACCUGACGAAACGACGACUGAGGUAGUUGUUGAUGCAGAUGGUACUAAGAGAAUUAUUGUGAAAAAAGUGAGAAAGACUUUAGUAACUCGCCAACAAUUGGUUCACAGUCGCCGCCAAACCACACAAAUGAUCUCAGAUGGUACCCAAGAGCAAUCAUUUUCACAAAUAACUUUGAAAGAAGAUAAAGGAUCUACUUCGACAAUGCUAGGAGAUGGUGGCGUUCAAAGGGUUGAAUACCAAACCUAUGGUGGUCAAGUUGUAUCAGGAAUACCUGGAGGUGAAGUAACCAUCCAAGAAUUUUCCUCAAGGCCUGGAGUGGUUGUAAAAUUAGAAGAAUGCCUAAACCCUGAAGAAAUCUUACAGUUGGCGGAAACCGAAGGCCAGCAACAUAUCCAAACCUCGUCCUCUAGCGUCACUGCUGUCGUACAACAAGUUACCAAACGAAUAGUAAAAACGAAACGACGUAUAAUACGCAGAGUAGUAAUCAUAGACGGCAAAGAGCAUGUAACGGAGGAAGUGAUUGAGGAGCCUGAUGAUGUUGAAGUAUAUGAAGAGCAAAUACCAAGAGUUUCGAUUAGCGUCAAAGAUCAAGGUGGUGUGCAGUUUGAGGAAAUUGAUGACGCUGGUGAUGAUCAUAAAGAUGACAAAAGACCUCUAUCAGAUAUGAGCAAAGAUCCCAAAAAUACAGGAGAAACAAAACCUAAAUCUGGAGACAAACCCGACGAUCAACCCAAAGAUAAACCAGAUGAUAACAAAAAACCUCUAAAAGGUGAAAGUCCAGAAACAAAACAAACAAAAGAUGUACGUGAACUGUCCAGCGACUUUAUUCAAAUGGAAAGCCAAUCCCAUUCACAGUACACUGAGUCAAGCACAAUUACCAAACAUUCAAGAGAAUUAUCUCCAACACAGACAUUUACUAUAUCCGAAACCUAUGAAAUCGUUCCUGAAAAGACACAAAACCAAGAAAUCUAUCACAUCCAACCAGACGGAACCCACGCUACGCGUGUAAGUGAAAUCAGUAAGGCAAAAUCAGAUGAUCAUACACUUAAACAUCAACCGAAAGACAAAUCACUUGAUGAUGAUAAACCUCUUAAGGUCGACAGAUCAGAUAAAGACGUAAGUGCGUUGUCUAAAGACUUCAUCCAAAUGGAAAGUCAGCGUCAUUCACAAUAUGCAGAGUCUAGUACAACUACCAAACAGUCACAAAUGAGAGAAACAUCCCCUGUGGAGUCAGUAAUAUUUUCUCAAGCGGGAGAAAAUAUACCUGAAGUAGGAGACAUUCAAGAAACCUAUUACGUUCAGGAACCACAAGACCCUAGAUCCACGUUUAUAAGCGAAGGUUAUCAACAAUCAACGUUACAAACGGCGUCAUCAAACAUUGCUACAACUGUUCAAAAAGUAACAAGAAAAAUAACUAGAACUCGAAGACGUAUCAUAAAACAUAUACAAAUAAUUGAUGGCAAGGAGCACGUCACUGAAGAAAUCAUUGACGAACCUGAUGACGUUGAGAUUAUUGAAGAGGAACCUAAGGUGUCUACUCAUACAAUUCAAGAACAAGGAGUCAAGACAAAACGUAUUAAAAUAAUACGCCAGGUACAGAUCAUAGAUGGGAAAGAACAUAUUACAGAACAGAUUGUUGAAGAACCUGAUGAUGAAUUUAUUCCGGAAACAACUGUUAGCACUGAAAUCGAUGUUAGUAUCGAUAAACAUCCAUCGAUUGUUCCUGAAGGUAGGAUUGACAAAAAUACCCAAGAAUUACCUGUACCCUCAACUACAGAAUUACAUUCGUUGAUUGUAGACGUGACAAAGAAUUCAACAACUAGUGAUUUAAACACACAGUACUCGCAACCUGGAACUAAAGAAGUUGAUACAACUAAAGGAAUAGGUAAAGAUCAUGUCGAUUUGGAGGACCCAGUAAAGAAGGUAGCAGCCAUCGAACCAAUCGUUGAUAAAUCUAAUGAAGCUUCUGAAAAAGAAACCACAAAGGAAUCAUCCAGUCCUCUGCCAAGUCCUGCUAGGAAAUCGAAAUCAACGUCCCCAAGCAAGCGAGUGACAUUUGUUGACAAAUUGACUGAAAAGUCAAAUCCCGAAGACACAACUAAAGAUCAAGAAACAAAGUGGGAUGCAAUUGAACUAGAAAAAUCAUUGCAAUCUACUCAAAUCGUCACAGAUUUGACUUCUGCAAGGCAAAUUACGGAAACAGAAAUUGCUGGGUCUUCUGUAGACGAACAAAAUAAAUUUACAGAUGAUAUUUCUGCAAUAGAUGAAAGGGGCGUUGAAUUGCCGAAAACACAUCAAAUUAAGCCUAAUACCGAAAUUGAUAGAAAUAUUCAAGUAGAAGAGAUAACUACUCAAGAACAAAAAUCCGAAACUAUUCCAACUGCAAGCAUCGACUCUAAACUAGGUGCCACUCUAGACUUUAUUUCAAACGAAAGAGCGCACGCUUUACAUCCAGAGACAAAACAAGAUACUGAAAAAAGGACUACAUCUGAAACACCAAGCUUCUCUUAUGAUACUGUUUCCCCCCAGAAAUUAGAACCAUCUAAUGCUUUAGAAAUUCAGUUGCCAAGUGAAUCACACUCUCGGAAACUUAAUGAAAUCAAACUAACAAAACCAGAUACUGCUAGUACUAGUUAUACCGUAAGAGAAACUACUGAAUCCGUUUCGCCUAAUCAGUUAGCACUAGAAGGUGAUGUAAUAACUUCUACUGCCGUAGAUAAGGAAAAAGAAAAGUUGCAUACCCUCGAAGUCACUGAAGUAGAAAGUUCUCGUACAGUAGACAUUGAUUCGGUAGAAGGUAACGUGUCUGAAUCAAUAAAAUUAGACAUCACAAUUGUAGAUAAUCCUAAAUCGCAAGACACUCACAAAGUGGAUGAAGUAGAAAAACCGACAUUAACGGAAAAACAACCAAUAGCUGAAACAGACAUUAGCACAGAGUCACCAAACGCUAUUGUUGAUGUUACUAAGAAUAUUACAAGCUUGGAAGGACAAGUACCUAAAAAGCGUGGAAAGAAGGCAAAAAAUAAAGACUUGUCCGCUGAGAAAAUAUCUGUAGGCAAUAAACCACAUGAAAAACCUAUUAAAUCUGUCAUUCAGCCAACGGUGGAUGAAAUUGAAAGUAAUAAUUUGACUCCAAAAGUUUCUGAUGUUCAACCAGAUCAAAAGGAUGCGGAUGCUAAAUCAUCUACUGUCCAACAUAAAGACUCUGGGUCAAAAUAUGAUAUUAAUCUACUCCUUGAAGCAGAACGCGCAGAUUCUCAUUUGAGACAAAAACCAAACCUUGAUGUUCAAACGAAACCUUUACAAACUGUUGAUGUAACAAUGUCGAUUUCCAAAACCGAUGUCGUAAAAACAGACGAGCCUAAAGUACAUCUUGACAUGAAAGUUGAAAACUUUGAAACCACACAAUCAACAAUUGUCAAAAAAGAUAUUGAUGUAAAUUUACCGAGUGAAGUAAAGAUAGUAGAAGAUCUUUCUCAAACGGUCUCAGUGGAUGAAAAACUUAAGGAUGACGUCAUUCAAGAACCAACACCUGUUCCUGUAUCCAAUGACCCUAUUAAAGAACAGAAGACCCCAGAAAUUAGUGCCCAAAUUAAAAUUGAGGAAACAGAUCAAACAUCAAUUGGAACCGAUGUCGUUAAAACAGACGAGCGUAAUUUUGAAACCACACAAUCAACAAUAGUCAAAAAAGAUAUUGAUGUCAAUUUACCGAGUGAAGACAAGAUAAUAGAAGAUUAUCCUCAAACGGUCUCAGUGGAUGAAAAACUUAAAAAUGACGUCAUACAAGAAUCAACACCUGUUCCUGUAUCCAAUGACCCUAUCAAAGAACAAAAGACCCCAGAAAUUAGUGCCCAAAUUAAAAUUGAGGAAAAAGAUCGAACCUCAAGUGGAACACCAGAUGCCUCUAAUGAUGCGGAUGUUAAAUCAUAUGCUAUCCAACACAAAGACUCUGGGUCAAAAUAUGACAUUAAUCUACUCCUUGAAGCAGAACGUGCAGAUUCUCAUUUGAGACAAAGACCUAACCUUGAUGUUCAAACGAAACCUUUACAAACUGUUGAUAUAACAAUGUCGAUUUCUAAAACCGAUGGCGUAAAAACAGACGAGCCUAAAGUACAUCUUGACAUGAAAGUUGAAAAUUUUGAAACCACACCAUCAACAAUUGUCAAAAAAGAUAUUGAUGUAAAUUUACCGAGUGAAGUAAAGAUAGUAGAAGAUCAUUCUCAAACGGUCUCAGUGGAUGAAAAACUUAAAGAGGACAUCAUACAAGAACCAAGACGUGUUUCUGUAUCCAAUGACCCUAAUGAUCAGAAGACCCCAGAAAUUAGUGCCCAAAUUAAAAUUGAGGAAACAGAUCAAACAUCAAGUGGGACACCAGAUGCCUCUAAAGAUCACAGAAAAAGUAAAAAGAAAAAGAAACGCAAACCUACGCCUAACGCAAGCUUAGAGGAAUCUACCAAAUCAGAGUUGCCUAUAGAGAUGCCUGAAGAUAAGAGUAUUAUUGAUACUGAUAGCUCAUCUCUCAGUCAUUACAUCGAGCUACCAACUUCGCCGGCUUUAGAUUCACCCAAACCUACCGAAGAUAUUCUAGAACCUAAAGUAGAAUCAUUAGAACCAGAUUCAUUCGCUGAAUCUGAAAGGGCUGCUGAAGAGAAGGGUUACGAGGCAGAAGAAAUAUCUCAGGGACCAACACCAGUACCUAAAAAGAGGCAAAAGAAACGCAAGGCCCAUGGCGUUAGUGAAGAAACAACUUACCCUAAAGAAACCACGGCAGAGUCUGAUGACACAUCAUUGUCAAGUCCACUUGAAAUCACAGAGCCCACACAAGAAAAGAAAGGAAAGAAAAAGAAGGGAAAGAAAAAGACACCUACUGAUCCAGAAGAGGUAGAAGAAUCUGAACCAGCUCAAAAAUUGGAGCAUAAGCCAGAAAGUCCAAAAAUAGGCAGCGAGAAUAUAGAGUCUCCUAAAGAUGAAUCAUACCAUACAAUGAGUGAGACUUCUGACAUAAGCACGGUUAAGAUAAUUGAGGAAUGCGUUCAAAGUAGCCCUGAAUCUUUACACAAGGAAGUUACGACUACUGUGACUUUCCCAGUGCCUGUGGUUGAAAAAAUUCCAACGCAAGAGUACUCUGUCCAAACAUCUCCGGAAUUAUCUGAAUCAAUUAAAGAUGGCAAAGAACAGCUAAAACCGGAAACAGUGGCCAUUGAGCUACAGACAUCUCCUACACCUGUCAUUGAAACUGUAGUACAAACUACUCCUCGGGAUGAAAAAGACAUGGACACUCAGACAAUUGAAGAUAUCAUAACAGUAGCAGAAAAAGUACCUGUCGUCGACACUGAAAUUCAAACUAGUAGAACGGAAACGCCACAAAAGAUGGAGCAGAUUGAAGCGACAACUCAAGUGAUUGCACACGAUAUAGUUACUCCGGAAGAAAAGUUUUCUCAAACUUCAUCACCUAUUGAGGAUACGGAAGUUAAAUCCGAAACAGCAGAAAUAGUAACAGACUCUAAAGAAAUUCAAACAUCUCCCUUGCCGGCAGUACAAAAAGAUGAAAAAGGUACCGGAAUUUCCAUCGAAACAGUUGAAACUGAUAUCCAAACUAUACAAGAUAUUAUCGACCAGGAAACAUGCACAACGCCAGUACCAGAAAAAGAAGUUGUUGAAAUGAGUAUACAGACGCCCGAUUUACCAGUGGUUAGCAUAUCUACUCAAUCAGAUUAUGUUGAACCUGAAAGAAAAGUCGAAACGGCUGAAGUAUCAUCACCAACACCUCCUAAACCAGAAGUUUUUGAUGUAAGUCAACAAACGUCGCCAAGAUCGCCAGAAGAACCUGUAAUUACAGCAGAAAAACAACCUGAAAUACCAUUGAAGAAAGAAGUUAUUUCAGUCGAUAGCACUCAACAGACUACUCCUAGAGAAACAAUUGUUGAAGUUGCAACAACUAGGCCAGUCGAUUUAGAACUAACGGAAAUACAGGCACUGACUAUUGAUAGUACUCAACAGACAUCUCCAAGAGUUUAUUCGGAAGAUUCAAUAUCGACAUCGACUGAAGAACCUUAUGAAAUACACUUACGAGCACAAAUAACAAUUCCAGAAGCGACCAAUGACUUCCUUGACAAUGAACGACAAGUGGAAGCUCCACAGUCUAUUCUCGGAGACAGACAAAAACCAAAAAAGAGGAAAAAUAAGCGGAAGAUGGAAUCACCAGGAGCUCAGACACCAGAAAGCCUCUCCGAUCCUAUAACGACAGAAUUACUUAUGUCUGUAACGCCAACAAGCGAAGACUACACAAGUAAAGACACGUCAUCGAUAGAUGAGGGUAUUUCUCAGUUAGCUAGCCCUGUGUCACCAGACCGCCAGGAGCUUAGUAAUCAACACAAAUUAACUUAUUCUGACGUCGUCCAGCGAUCAAAGUCCAAAUCUCCCUCUCCCACUAAAUCGAUCCACUUCUCUCGAAAACCUGAGAAAGCAAGACUGUUUGAUGCCUUAGAGAAAAGAACGCAAUCCCUGACAGAGUCUCCAAGGAAAGUGCCCGACGAUUCAAUGGCUAUUGUUGUUCUGGAUCAGUCUGUAGAGAAAUCAUAUGAUUCUGUUGUCAACAAAGAACUUCAAAAUCUUAAGAAUGCUAUUGGUACUAAUGAUCCGUCAAGGGUUGAGAGGAGCAUUGUAGUCAUCAUAGAAACUAUAUCUAUGUGGUUGGAAGAAAUCCAAUACAAAAUUCAAACCGAAGCUAUUGCCUAUGGAGAAUCCGUUAAUGAAGCGCAACGAUUAACAUCCUUACAAGGAUACAUUCAAAGUCUAAAAGAAAUAAUUGAAAUUACCGAAGUAAAUGAAGAAAUUGUAACUCUUAUUGAAAUGCUAACUCGGCAAGCAGAUGCGGUCAAUGAUCUAAAUCGUCAAAGCUCGACCACGGUAAAAGAAGUUGAAAAAGACUGGGUGAAGCUCUUGGACGAUACUGACAAACUGUACCAGUCUGUCAACAAGGUAAAAUCUAAGCUUGAUGAUAUCAUUCUGUCUGAUAUUCCAACACAACAAAAAUUAGACAAAUUGGAUAAACUAGAGAACGAAAAUGUAAGUAAUUCUGAUUCAGUCACUAAAAUGUUCCGCCGGUAUCGAAUUUUAGUAGAAAACAACAUAAAGCGGGAAUGUCCAACUACUCUGUACGCUUGCGAUGAUGAUACUAAGCAGGUAGAAAAUUCGAUCAAUACCGAAAGGGAUCGUUUGCUUCAGUUGUCUGCAUUAGCCGAGGAAUAUGAACAAACAUUACAAGAUUUUGGACAAAUAACCGAUGUAGCAGAAGCGCUGCUAGACGGAAAAAUAAUUGUAUCUGAUUUAGACCACUUACAUGAAGAAAUCCAAAAACACAGAAAGUUCUUCGUCAAUCUGAGCCACUGCAGAGCCAUCCUCGAAUCUUUAGAAGAUAAUUUGGAUAGUGAAACAAGAUCCAAGUAUUCAUCUUUACAUAAUUCGCUACACGAUCGUGCUACAGUAAUUAUUGACAGAGCAGCAGGUCGCGCUCAACAGAUGACUUUGGCAGCAUCUCGAUGGACCACGUUAGAACAAGGCAUGAGAGAAGAACAACAGUGGCUGAGGGUAGCACACCAGAGGAUACCUGACCUCACUAAUGUCACAUCUAUCGACCACGAGCAAUAUAUCAACUUAUACCAAUCCGUCAGCUUAGAUGUAUCACAUCAUCAUGCAAAGAUCCUACGCCUAUUGUCGGUCACUGAUGGACUGCAAAACCUCAUUGUUUGUUCCGGGUUAGAAACUGAAUGUUCUGUAGCCCUCGAUACAUUGCUCAAGCUACAGGAAGAUGUGGAUUCUCGACUCAUUCGACUGACGGCCUUUAAAGAAAACUGGAUGACUUAUGACUUCAUUGUAGAAAGAAUAGAGAAUUGGAUGAAGAUCGCUAAUAUGGAGCUUGAACACAUUACUCCUGAAAAUAUUACAACAACCGGAAACCUGCGUCGGUUUUGGGAACUCAAGGCCCAACACGAAGUUCAUAACAAUCUUAAAAAUGAGUCCGGUGUCCAAUUUGAAAAAGCAUUAGAAAUUUUACCAAUAUCUGACGAAAUGGUUCAGCGUCAAUUCUUUUCAAAAAUAGAAGACGAAUGGCGGGAAAUUGCCGCCAAAAUUGAUAGCUUACAUUCUUCUGCCAUUCAAAGUAUUUCCGACCGUGACGUGUCCACUGGCGAGAAACUCAAUAUCUUGGAAGAUGAAAUUCGAGAACUACGUGCGUCUCUCGAUAGCUUGAAGACAGUUAUAAGAAGCGAAGACGAAUUAAAUCUUUACAUCGAGAGACUUCAAGUAAUGACUGGCCGCGUUGACAGAAUACAGAACGAGCUCAGUAGGCUGAGCUUACUGCCUACUGCGGAGUCUGAUCGCUUGGGGGCCCUGUUGUCCCAGUCGUGCAACUUAGAUGACCAGAUUGCCGAGGAGCUGGAGCGCAGCAUGCUCUUGAAAGAGAAGAUGGUGCAGGUUCAAGCCGGAAUAACUCGUUGUCAGAAGAAUCAACGUCGUGGCCGCCUCACUCUCGAGGAGUGCGCGGCCGCGGAACGACUCGGCAGCGACGUGGUGGAACGAGCAUCCGAGACGUGCGACAGACUUCUAGAAGAUCUCUCGGCGCAAUGGAGAGACAUACGAGCGCUCAAUCAGGCGCUACAUACCUUGCCGACAUGUCUUCGAGUAUCCGUUUCGCUUACGGAUUUGGAAAGAGACAUCACAGGACUUCAGGAGAGUCACUCGCAACUAGAAACUGAAGCGAGCGAGCUGAGCGCGCGUCUGCGGGCCAAAGUUCAGCUGUGGCGGCGGUUCGAGCGGCAGCUGGAGCUGGUGCAGGGCGCUGUCCGCGAGGCCGACUACAUGGCCGAGCUGCUCACCGUGCAGGGCCAGGUCGACUACGAUCGUCUGCUCAAGGCCACAGAGAAAUUAGAGACGCUAAGCGAGUCGCUGUCUCGUCGCUCGGGCGAGCUGGUGGGCGAGCUGCGAGCGUCGGCGGCGCCGCUGGCGUCCACCGCCGAGCCCGCCGUCGCCGCCAAAAUGCAGCGCGAGCUGGAUGACGCCGCCGCCGCUUACGAGCACACGUGCAGGAACCUGACGCAGCUGUGUGACAAAUACCACAAAGCGGUCGAGCUAUGGAAGCGGUACCGCGAUGCCGCGGCCGCCGUGCGGGCCUUCGCCGAGCAACAGGAGGGUCGGCUGCACGCGCUGCGACCCGCUGAAGCACCCACCAUUGCCCAGGCAUGCUCGGAGCAAGAAGCCCGCGUGGCCGAGCUGCGGUCCCUGGCCGCCCGCGUGGCCACCGAGACCGGCAGCCGCGCGCUGCAGGCCGACGCCGACGCGCUGGCCCGGCGACUGCAGCUGGUCGCCGGCGCCGUGCAGGCCCUGGCUGAUCUCGGGGAGGCCCGCCAGCUCGCGAGGGCGAAGGCGCAGCAUGUCAAGGAGCAAUUCAGUGAUAUGAGACAGGACUUGAUGCCUCUGCACGAAGACGGCGAGAUCGUAGAAGACCAACUCAUUGCUCUUCGAGAGAACUUGAUCACGCUAGGAAAGAGCGAAGCGGACAUCGUACCCGCCAAGGAGCAGCUUCCAGAUAUCGACAGGGACGUCUCAGAAGAACACUCCAUCGUCAGGAUCCUGGAGCUAUGGCAGGCCAUGUUCAGAGACACCUUCCUACAUUACCACAGGCUCUCUACGGCUCUGGUGAGAUCAGGAGACGCUGCAACUGCUCUGCGGUUAUGGCACGAGUACCUCCAGGAUUUACAAUCAUUCCUAUCAGGGUCUGUGCCCGCCGACUAUGAAAACUUAACUGAACAUAGACGACUAUGCAGAGUACAUAGGAACCUGCUGGCUUCACAACGAUCUGUACUAAUAAAUGAACAUAAGGAGACAAAACACAGGGACCUGGUAGAGAAAUUUGACACGUUGACGAAUCUUCACAAUGAGACCCUAGCGAGGAUAGUGGAGCGACAUGACGAAGUAUCCACCAGGAUCGCAGCUUGGGAUGACUACAGAGAGAUCUACAUCGAACUAUUGAGAUGGCUCAAAGAAAUGGAACGUGAAAAAGAAAAGUUGCAACUGAGAUAUGUCCACAUUAAGAGAAUACAAAAAAUAUUGACUAAAGUGCAAAAUCUAUCUGACAAGAUACCAGAAGGUCGUAAACAGGCAGAAAAAUUAUCCAGUAAUCUCAAAAAAAUAUUAGAAUUUACAGAAGAAACAUAUGGAGCUUCCGUAAGGAUGGAGUACGCGGGCAUCGUUAAGCGAGUUGACAACCUGAACGCCAGCUUAGACACGUGGCGAGACUUCCUCACCCGCAUACUUGGGCUAGUCAGUGAAUACGAAAACCUCACUAAUGAUCUUCACAAACUAUACUCGAAGACUCAAGACGAAAUUAUAUCAUACUCAGACGAAGAUAGACUAUCGCGGCCACAACUGAAAAAGGCAAUAGAAAAAUACACGGAAUUAAGGACUAAGGUUGACAAGACCGAAACUCAAAUUGAAGCACUCAGUGUCAUCCAAGAACAGCUAAAGGAAUGUCUUAGUCCUCAGGACAUAAGGAUUGUCAACCAACGAGUGUGGCAGCUGAGGCAGCAACGAGCGGACUUGGAACAUCAAUUAACGAUUAUUAUCCACCGGCUGCAGGAGCGGCUGGAGAUCUACACGAUAUUCAACUCGCGGUUGCUUCGGUUCGCCGAAUGGCUUACCACACUCGAGGCGCGUCUCGAAACUUCUAGUCAGAACAGUGAUUUGGGAGCCCUCGACCCCCACGACCUUAUCAGACGAAUAACCUCGGAUGUCGAAGCGGAAACAUCUAUGAAAGAACGUGAAUUUGAAUGGCUCUCGGAAACGGGCAGCGUGCUCGUUGAUCUUGCUAAAAAGGAUGAGAAGGCUUACAGUAAAACGACAAGCAAACAGCUUAGCGAGAUAAAUGCUCGUUGGCACAAACUUCAGGAUAGCGGCCGAGCAAGAAUAUCCAAAAUUAGUGAACUGCUCGAGACCAUCACGCAGUUGGAGGAACGUUUGACCACGAUCAGGCUAAAACUGCACACCAUCGAAUCUAACCUGACCACUACGGUCAUUGUCCAAGUAUUGACAACGAGAACGGUUGACGAGAAAUUCCAGGAACGCGACGAGAUACACAAAAACAUUGAAACAGUCAGCGGGGAAGUUGGAGAAACUCUGAACCUCUGCGAACUGGUAUUCAACGAUCCCGACGUCCUGAGAGGCAACUUCGACCUCCGCAACCUACGCACCGGCGUCGACAUCGUCGAGAAAAAAUGGAAGAACAUCUGCGACAUGUCCGAACAGCGCAAAAACACGCUGAAAGAGAUCCGCAAAUCGGCCGAACUCGCAAACUCCCUGCUACCCAAGGUCGAAAAGAAACUGGACUCGGUCGAGAAGAGAGUCGAAAAAAUAGAGACCAGGAAGCAGAGAGGAGAAGGGGACGACGAGAGCGUAUCGAAGGCGGUCAUCAGAGAUCUGGAAGCGAUGGAGGAGGACGUUAAGAGGCUGGAGGACGCGUACAGUCGGGUGGCUUCGGCGCGCGGGGUGGAGCUGCGCGGAGACGCGGCGGACACGGCGGCGCGGCUGCGCUCGGCCGUGCGCCGCUCGCAGCAGCUGCGCGGCCGCGUCGACGCGGCCGGCGCCGACGCGCACCGCCAGUUCGUGGCCGCGCACGGCCGCGCCGUCAUCGCGCUCGCCGAGGCCGACGUCAGGCUCACCAGGGCGCUACAUCUGGCUCCGACGCCUCUAGACAAGGACGCUACCAUGGCGGAACUGAUGGGUGUCGAGCAAGAGCUAGCGGAGUGCGGAGCUUUGGUACAGACAGCAGACCAACUGGCAGCAAACGUGUCGUCGGUGGCCGGUGUAGGCGACAUGGUGGCGGAGUACCACGCGCUCUACAACGACGUGCGCCAGCGGCUGAUCGCCGCGCGCGCCGAAUUCGUCGGCGACGUCGACUCUGCUAUACAGGUGGACACCCUUAAAUGGGAGACUGACGCCGCUCUUCAAGUAGACACGCUGACUUCCAAAGAAACUUACCGCGCUGAGCUGGCGUCAGCAGUGAAAGAGGCCUCGGACUGCCUGGAGGCCCUGAGAACAGCACUGCUGCAACAGCCCAAGGAAGACGCGGGAAGCGAUGACUUGGCAACCGCUGCGAAAGAAAUCGCCAAGGCUGGCGCUAAGCCCAGCCAAAUACUAGAGUUGGCCAAACAUUUGUCCGAACUACUCUUGACGGAAUGCGACGCGACCGAAGAUGAAGCCAUGCUGAAAGAAGUCGAGUCUCUUUCGUUGAGAUACGAGGACCUUUUCGCGCAAGCGAAGAAGAGGGAGCUCCAAAUCAAUAACCUAAGGUUGCCGCACUCGGCGUCAUACGCGCUCACGUGCGAACAUGAGAGCGGGCGACUGACGUGCCCUCUGUGCUCGGAGCGCAACUGGAAGCAGUUGGACAACGACCUGUGGCGCUUGGAGCAGUGGCUGCAGUUCGCAGAGGCCACGGAGGAGGGCCGCGGAGACCCGCCCGAGCAGUACGACCAGCUCGAGGACGCUAUUCAGGACCAUCGUGAGUUCCUGCUGGACCUGGACUCGCACAAAUCCAUCGUGGUCUCCUUGAACGUGGUGGGCACGCACGUGGCCGCGCACGCGUCGGUGGCCGAGGAUGCGCAGCGCGUGCGCGCGCGCCUCGCCGCCGCCAACGCGCGCUGGGACCAGGCCUGCGCGCGCGCCGGCGUCUGGCAGAAGAGGUUGCAACGUGCGUUGGUGCACAACCAGCAGUUCCAUGAUAUCGUUGUGGAGCUAGUGGCGCGUCUGGCGGCGGCGGAGCGCGGCGUGCGCGCGCGCGAGCCGCUGCGCUUGUCGCGGCCGGCGGCCGAGCUGCAGCGCGACUUCCGCCGCUUCAGCGAGCUGCGCGACGAGCUGAGCCGCGCCGAGCCGCGCGUGCACGCGCUGCACGACGCCGCGCAGCUGCUGCGCAGCGGCGACGCGCCGCCCAACGCGGAUGAUAUCUGCCGAAGACUGGGCGAGCUGCGGCUGCGGCUGCAGUCGCUGCGCAAGCUGUCGGGCGUGUACGCGCUGAAGCUGGGCGCCGCGCUGGCGCGCCAGCCGCGCGGCACGUCCGCGCUCGCCGCCGCCGUCGCCGCCUCCGCGCCCAUGCUAAUGGAGGAAGAAGAGGAACAAAUCUCAACGCUGGAGCUGCCUCCCCUGGACGAGAAUGAUGUGGUCGUAACUGAUGACGACGAGGACCUGUCGCGGCUGCAGCGCAGCCUGCGGUUCGUGUGCCGCGUGGCGCGCGCGUCGCUGCCGUUCCAGGCGCUGCUGCUGCUGCUGCUGGGCGCCGCCGCGCUGGCGCCGCACGCCUCCUCCGACUGCCGCACGCCCGGCCUGGCGCUGGAGCCCGUGCUGCGCUACCCCGACGGCCCGCCGCCGCUCUGAUCCACGACACGACGCCACCCGCUCCCGGGCGGCACGCCCGCUCUAAAACUUAACGCCGGCUCAAACAGGCCGGGCUGGCAUUUUUCAUUUUAGCCUUACCUGGCGACUUACGAAAACUUAAGGGGGUCGCGAACUCGGAAAUGGCGGUUUUUGAGUUGACUACCCGCUUCUGGUUUUCGUUUCUUCCGGCUCGGAUAUGCCGCCGCGCUCUGGCCGGUUUCGUGGGAAACUCGGCGUGAGCGCCCCACAUUCCACUCGGUGCUCCGCCCGCCGCUUGUAAAUACCCUUUUGUAUAUUUGUUAUUUAAAAUUGAUGAAAGACAUCGGCGGGCGGGCGUCCCCGUUAUUAUUUAUAUGAAUUUGUAUCGAAGGCGACGGACCUGCUUCGCGCGUUGUUACUUAAAUCACUCUUAGUUUGUAAGGACUGUGUACAAUAAAGUCAAAUAAAGCCUUUGCAAUUGAUUA